AUGCCUACCCUAAACGAAGAUGGCAAAUUUUUUUGCCCGCCCAUCACAUUUUCAUAUGCAAAAAUGACACGAACCGAACAUUUUAUUGAUGUCGGCUUUAGCAGAGAAAACAAAUUAAAUGCAUUAGUAAAUCAAUUAUUUGAUAUAAGAAUAAAUUUGAAGGAUAUAUCAUAUCUAUUUUGUAAUAACAUUGAACAGACAGUGAAUCUUUCCCCUUCAUAUAGUAAUAAAUACUUCUCAGUAAUCAUUGUGAUAUCUUUUUAUCUAUCAAUAAAACAACCAACUCUUGGAGAUAGCCGCAUUUAUCAAAUAGCGAAAUUGUAUUUAUUUUCACCUGUAAGUGGGUUAUACUCGUGCCCUCUAGCAAUGACAGAUGGUGCUGCAUCCAUUCUAAAGAAAGAAUCAAGAGAACCUUUUAUUACUGCUUUUGACAAUCUGACUUCUAACGAUUCUAAUGUUUUUUGGACAUCUGGUCAAUGGAUGACAGAAAAACAAGGAGGUUCUGAUGUAGGCAAUGGUACCGAAACCUUUGCUGUGCCACAAACCGAUGGCACAUAUAAACUUUAUGGAUAUAAAUGGUUUACAUCAGCAACAGAUGCCAACAUGAGUCUGACAUUAGCAAGAAUCGUUGAUAAAAGUGGGAGAAUAACAAAAGGGUCAAAAGGUUUGACAAUGUUUUAUUUGGAAACCAGAAAAGCGGAUGAGAGUUUAAAUGGUAUCAGAAUAGAGAAAUUAAAAAAGAAACUUGGCACAAGACAAAUGCCUACGGCUGAACUAAUAUUGGAUGGUGCGACUGCAUAUCAAUUAUCGGAAAUUGGAAGAGGCAUUGCAUCUAUAUCUCCCAUGUUGACAAUAACUCGAAUUCACAAUUCAGUAAUGGCUGUCUCAAACAUGAGAAGGUUACUCAAUUUAAGCAAAGAUUUUGCAAGAAAAAGAUCAGCAUUUGGAACACAGCUUUGCAACCAUCCAGUUCAUGUUCAAAUAUUAGCAAGAAUGGAGGUUGAACAACAAGGUGGUUUUGUUAUGUUGAUGAAAGUCUCAUCACUUCUCGGAAGAGUGGAGAACAAAAAAGCAUCUGAUUAUGAAAGAUUGGUAUUUCGGAUUUUGACACCAUUGCUUAAGUUAUACACUGCAAAGCAGGCAGUCUCGACAGCAUCGGAAGGUUUAGAGAGUUUUGGUGGACAUGGAUACUUAGAGGACACCGGGCUACCUGUUUUUUUAAGAGAUGCACAAGUUCUUAGUAUAUGGGAAGGAACUACCAACAUAUUAUCCCUAGAUGUGUUAAGAUCUAUUGCAAAGACAGAGGGAGAGGCAUUAAAGGCUUUGUUUACUGACGCAUUUACAUUAAUUUCAAAAACUCACAACAGCAAUAACCUUCUCCAAGAAAGCCAUAAAGUCUUGACAAAUGCCAUCCAUGCUAUGCAGCACUUUUCAAAUGAAUUUCAUAGAAAAGAUGAGGCAUAUUUAUCAUCAGCUGCCAGAGAUUUUGCGUACUCAUUAUCAAGGAUUUAUAUUGGUUGUUUGUUGUAUGAAAAUGCUGUAAACAGUUGUAAUAACGAUGCAUCCACACAUGUUGCUUACAGGUGGGCAGUUUGUCAAGAUUUAAUACCAGUAGUCACAAAUGACAGGAAGUCUUUAUACAGUACUCAUUCGCAUAGAUUUGAUAACCUUAUAACAUAUGGCGAUUUGUGAUAAUUGUUGUAAGUGGAAGUUUAUUAUGUUGAAUCCAUUGUGAUGCCAAAUAGUUUAUGCUCUUGUACAAAAAGUUGUCCAAUUCACAUCAGGUGCUUUGACUGAACUAAUAUAGACAAUGUUUUAUGCCAUCUAUCAUAAUAUUAACUGGUUCUGUGUGACCUAAAAACUAGUUAAAAAUUAGCAGUAGAUUGAAAAAUUAGUACUGUAUUGAUGCAUAUAAUUUUGACCAACACCAGCACUUUUGCAACUUCUAUUGCACUUAAGAUUACCAAGACAACUUUAUUUUGUCACAGAAAUCUUUCUGAGAAAUUUUGUCACAUGACUUAUCUGUACCCAAUUUUUUUGGAUUUAACCCAACAAUUGAGAAAAAUUGGAUUUUUGGGCAAUUUUGUACCUUUCAUUCUUACUAUCCAAAAACCAGAAAAUAUGUUAAAUAACUUUUAUUUAGAAUGUAAAAAUUCGCUCUAGAACUUAAGUAAUUGAAUUUUAAGCACAUACAGGUAUGUUAGACAAAUUUCAAGCUUUUGAUGCCGUCACAGAAAAGGUGCUGACAUAAGCAAGAAUUUAUUGCUGUUAUUUUGUUUCUUUCAUGACAUACCAUAAGUGUGCCAAGUUUGAUACAAUUUGGACAAGCCUUUUAAGAGUUAUGGGUUAUGAAAGGGUCGACGUCUGUGUAGCAAAAGCAACCGUAAAAUUAUACUCAUGAGAUUAAUUUCCAAAGACACUUUGCAAACUUUUAGAAUAAAAGUAACCAUGCUGUAGUACUCCUCCACCAGCUCCAUUACCAAUCAUAAAUGUCAAGGAAGUGGAGAAAGUUUUCCCCCUGAGAGUGCCUGCAUUAUCAUUCCUUUCAACUGCACCAAAGUCACCACUGCCAACAAAUGUGUGUUUUAAAGUUUUACUAAUUCGGAUAAUUUGGAUAAUUAUCUUUUCAAAUUCUUUUCUUGUGGUAUAAGAUUGCAUUGCAUUCAUGUUUUUACACGUUCAAUAAUGCAACAUGUUCCAGACGAGCAAGCUUUUCAGUUUUUGCUGUUUCAUCCUCUUUUCCUUUUUUUAAGGCUACUUUUUUCUUUUACUCCUUUCCCUUUCCUUCUCUUUGUCUAACCCAUUACCUGUGUAAGUAAAAUAUAGAAUGAAUUUAAGCACUAAAAUAGCAAUAUAAAAAUGACAGCAGAAUGCAAAUGCCUAAAAAAACUUAAAAUUGUACAAGAAAAAUUGGCAACUUGCCAAAUCAAAAUUAGUUUGCAAGGCAAAUACCACCCUAUUCUGGGCACUGGAAUGGAAUUAUAUAUAAACAUUUACACGCAUAUCACUAUCGGUUUCUUGCAGAUUGCGGUCCAUAAAUAUGUAGUCAAGGUCAGCCAUUAGCCAAGAAUGGAAUCAGAAUAUCUUAACAUUGUUAGCAGCAAUCCACAGCAGCAAUAAAAAAGUAAAUUUAAACAAUUAGGGUGGUAUAUAACCCUCUAACACAAGACUUUUUUUAAAUAAUUAAAUUUUAUCUGUUCCAGCCCUUUCAUGGGCCUUACACACAUUGUUAUAACUAAUAAAACACAUUUUUGUCAAAAAAAUAUUUUCAUGUCAUUAAUUAUGCAAACAAUAAUCAGUUUUUUGGCCCAAAAACCAUACUUCCUUCUAACAAAGAUAUCUAAACUAUGAAAUAUCCAAAUAGUGAUAAAAUUAGACAGCGUGCCAACAAUAUGUUGGCAAAUGUUCUGAACCUCUUAAAUUAUAAAAAAAUUUGACAAUCACUCAUAAUUGGCGGCAAAAUGUUUAGUUAUUUUCUGUAAUCUUUGAAACCAAUAACCUACCUAUAAUUUACUAGGUGAAACAUGCUUAUAACACUUAUAUUUUAAUUUUAGCACAUUUGAAAUAUUUUGACGAAACCUAUGCUAAAAAUUUUGUGCAAUUAGAAAAUUUGAAAACACGUAAAAAUCAAAACUAAGAAAAUCAAAGUUAAAAACUUUAUACAAAUAUAAUAACACAUAAAUACUUUAAAAAGCUCCACUGGAAUAAGUUUUUCCUUCUUUUUCAGUAUUUUUGUCAGCAAAACCUUUUCUAAUAGCUCUUAAUGAAUUUCUUCUAUGUUUGACAUGUUCGCUUGACUUUCGAGCCAUUGAGCCAGAACUUCCGGUAUGAUUGAUCGGUCAAUCGUGGGUAUCUCUCCACAUGUAUGUCCAAAUGUAAUCUGGUGUAUCAUUUUUCCUAUCCCAAUUACUGUAACUUUUACAGUUCUUACUCAGGACUUCAAAGUCAGUGCAUAUUCCAGACUAAAUUGCAGUUACAACACCAUUGUGCAAUGCAUAGCCGCGUCGUUGCCAAGAUCUAUCGAAACUGACCACUGCGUCCACACCAGUAUUAUUAUUGUAUUCUUCCUGAAGUGCAUUCUGUCUGAUUUCUUCGGUUGCCUUGUUCAUUGACUCCCUGGCAGACUGAACAUAGUCUCGAAUGAUGAGGGGGGCAUAGGUUUGUGCAUAUUCAUCAUAGCACAGAAUUUUUGUUGAGUGUUACCUUUUUCUGCAAAAUUAAGCCUUUUUUGAAAGGUUUUUUUCCACACAAUCUUCGUUUCUAUUACUAUGCUACUUUCUCUUUACUUUUUUGAUUUUAAAUAACACUUUUGUGAUCCCAUUAAUACUAAUAUUAAGCACAAGGAAUAACUUGAGUGAGCAGUAAUAAAUUUAACCAACCCACCCAAAGGCCCAUCCAAGUUGGAAAAGUUUUGGUGGUUUUAAGUGAUAGUUUUUUAACUGGUAGACAAAUCAUUCAACAUAUGGAGGAACAUUCUGCCUGGCUUUACUUCUUUGGCAGUGAAAGAUAGUGAGCCAAUCAAGGAAAGCAAUUCCCAUUUAGUGCUCUUUUUCCUUCCAGACCAAGCUAAUAAAGAUUCAUGAAACUCUCUGUACUUUUCCACUGAGAGUCAACCUCAAUGCUCACAUAGGUUAAAGUUUGUGAGGGUCCUGUGGUUUUGUGCUCCGCAAUACGGACACCUAAUUCAGUGCAGAUCGAUUGAAUGGAUUCCAUGUAACUAUUAAUUUCUGCUGCAGACCUCCCACAAAUGAAGAAAUUGUCUAAGUAAUGAACCACAAAUGGAAUAGCUAUAACAGUGAGGAAGAUUCAACAUAACAAAUCUUCAAAACAGUAAACAAAAAGGGCGAUGAGCGGCUGCCAAAUGGAAAACGAGUGUCCGCAAAAUAAUUACCCUGCCAACAGUAGACUAAUAAACCCCUUUGAAAAAAAGUUCUCCCAAUUUUCUUUCAAUUUGAAUUAUUUAUAAAUAAAACAUGCACCACCAUACCGUAUGAUUAAUUUUUGAAAUUUCGUGAAAGAUGUAGCGAUCGAGUGCAGGUUUGUGCAGACGGUAACAUGAAGUCUUCUCGAUCUUCGCUAUUGAAAUCUACAUAAAUUAAUUCUACAGAAUAAAUGUCUUCUCCUGUGACAAAGCUUAAAAAUGUCCCCACACCUUUCGAUGGUAGCGUAAGCAAAAACACUUUCAAAAAGUCAAACACGGUUUCCUCUGCAGUAUGCACAUAAGAAUGAUCCUAAAACAAAACUAGAGUCCUUUAGGCCUUUAGGUCAGCGCGACUGAGAACUUUAAAUGUGUGAGUGAGAAUUGUUUAUCCACGAAAGUAAAAAAGAAAAUUUUCUUCCGCUUCAAGAUAGUAAAAUUUACCCACUUUCCUCUGAAUAACGAUAUUAGUUCAAAUAUUGUCUCACUUCUUAUGCUUGGUUUCCACUGCGAGAUAGCGUGAGAUCAUUGGCAUAUUACUGGGCACGGAGAAAGGAAGUACUAUUUCUCGAAAGUUCAAAUAAAUAGGAAUCUGACUUUUCAAUUUGAAUAUUCCCGUUUUCAGUUGCAAUUGAAUUGGGCAGUUCGUCUAAAGCAAGAUAUUGACUGGUGUAACCUAAAGGCUGGCGUAAAGAUCAUUCCCUAGUGUCAAAAUUCGAUCAAGAUCCCAUUCAGUCCAGUAACGCACAGACGCAAUAGAAGGGUAACAGAUGGCCCACAAAGCAUUGCACACGCAUUGGCUACCCGCUGAUUCUCCAAAUCUAGAAUGACCUUGAUGAAAUGAGCCCAUUACUAUUUUAUCUGGGUUGACAGGCCCAGGGUUGGACUAAACGUCACUAGCCAUUAGAAAAGCCAAAGUAAUAUUUACACAAAAAUUGAACAGAAUGGAGCUGGCCUUAAUAAGAGCGAGAAAAUUUCUUCAGAAACAGUAGAUCUGAACUGAGCUGAGUGGUUGAACCAAAAGUUCCAAUAGCAAUGCGAUAUGUAAAAAUACAACAAAGUAGAACAGUAAAAUUAGAUAGCUAUAUAUAUAUUUUAUAUAUAUUAUUUUUUAUUGUAAAAAAAAUCUAUUCUAUAAGUUAUAUAUAUGUAAAAUUAUAUUGUAAGAUCAAGGUAGUGUCCAAGUCUGACAAGAGAUUAAAUAGUAACAAAGUAAACAUGUGUAAACAAGUAACCAAGUAAAUCGUUGUUCUUUCGCUUGACCUAUAAGAAAAGAAGAAAAAAAAUUACACAAUAUUUUUUAAGCAAAGUGAAGAAACUUUUGCAAGAAGGAAAAUUUGCGAAAAUUAGGGACCAUCAAACGCUCCAUUUUCCAUUUUACAAUCCAAAUUAAUGCCCCAUAAAGUAAAUUAUGAGGAUAAUGCUACUAAAUAUAUCAAGACCGUAUUAAAGAGAAAAAAUAGUUAUAUUGAAGAAGAACUACUUUGUUCAUCACUAACAUACUGCCAAGCGGCUCCCAGUUCUGGGGACCGCGGAUCGAAUCCCGCUCACUGCUUGGCAGUAUGUUAGUGAUGAACAAAGUAGUUCUUCUUCAAUAUGACUUACAUGCAUUUUACAUUGCAUUAUGAGCGAAGCAGAUUUUCACCAAGAACUUCAUUAUUUUAAAUAUGACAGACGAAAAGUCUGAUGGCUGAUAAUGUAUUUUUACCGAUAAAUUCUACGGUCCAGUACCAAAAUUUUAAAUCGGCUAUGAAAAACUGUGUUUUUGAAAUAUCCACCAUCUUUGAAAAUUGGGACAAAAACUCAAAAUUGGCAAAUAAUAUUUAAAAUCUUAAAAAUGGAAUUAUUUUCGCCAAAGGCCAAAAUUUUGACAGAAAUUAAUUUUUGUGAAUCGGUCACUUUUAGAUUCUAAAGUUGCAAAAUCCGCCACAAUUUAUUCCUGCUGUAAUUGCAGGAAACAAUAUAUAUAUAUAUAUAUAUAUUGUCCAACCCAUGCUAGCAUGGAAAACGGACGUUAAGCCGAGAAUGAUGAUGAUGAUGUGCAAUAUUAUGCAAUUUUUACAUCUAUGGCAACAGGGGCACGAAGGCAUGGAGAAUUAGUGUCUACUGAAUCAAAAUGUAUUCAUUCAAGAUGACAGAGAGAGUUGUGUGCACUAGUACGAGCUUUAAAAGCAGUUUCACAAACAAAAUAAAUAAUCACAAAUGCAUAAAACAUGCUACACAAAUAUCAGGGUGCGAAAUUGGCCAGACGACUUCGAUUUUAACUGUAAAAUACGAUCGUUUUAUCGAAUGUAUCUCUCCUGUCUCUGGACCCAAAGCGAUAUUUUUUUCUGCCAUGGAUAUUAACGUCGAAAAGAUCAACCCCCAUCCUCCUAACCUCGAAUCGAUACAGGAGAGAUAUAUUUGAUAAAACGAUCGUAUUUUACAGUGCCUGGAUCUUGUCUAUUUACGAGCGGAAGAGAGGGGAACCUUCCAUGUAGCAUCAAACAAACUACAUUUGGUCAGAAUGUACUUCCGUCAUCAUGAUGGCAGAGCGUGCUGGUGGAGGUGGGGGUUUUCAAAGUAACGUUGAAUCAACGCUUAGUUUGGCAAUGUGAGCAUAUGAAUGCCUACCCUAAACGAAGAUGGCAAAUUUUUUUGCCCGCCCAUCACAUUUUCAUAUGCAAAAAUGACACGAACCGAACAUUUUAUUGAUGUCGGCUUUAGCAGUUAGUAGGUCAUUAACUAGCUAUAUUUCAGUUAGUAUAUAGCUAGCUAGCUUAUUAUAUGCAGUGCGACUGGCAAAAAUUAGAAACCUGUUGAGGUUUUUGGAUACUUAAAUGCAUUAACGGUAGCUACCUAAUAGCUAGCUAGCUAUAAAACAAUAAAUAGAUAAGUAGAAUAACUUGUCUUGAAAAUGGUCAACGAACAACAAAACCAGUUAGAUCUUCAGUGUACUACCAGUCGGACAGCCAAAACCGGAAAUAUAUUUUGUUUUAUAUAUAUUUUAGCUGUAUUUCAGAUCUGAUCAAAUCAGUUUCUUUCUUUUAAAAUGUCGUUUGGUUCUUGAAACUUAUGAUUCCUGCAUCCUGAUUGGCUGAUGAGUGGAAAACGGCCUUUGGAUUAAGUAGGUGGUAAUAAGGUGGUCGGGAAGCUGACUAGGGACGGACAGAAUAACACACGAACACAAAAAGGCAAACUGAAAUGAAAGAUCAGCUACCUGACGGCGCUGACGAAAUAUGGGGUACAAAAUUUAUUAAACCUUUUGAAAGAGUCCAUGAACAGGAGAAAACAAAUUAAAUGCAUUAGUAAAUCAAUUAUUUGAUAUAAGAAUAAAUUUGAAGGAUAUAUCAUAUCUAUUUUGUAAUAACAUUGAACAGACAGUGAAUCUUUCCCCUUCGUAAGACAUGGCUUAGGUAAUGCGUCUGGCAAACGAUAUAACUUGUAGGAUACUAUUGAAACCUUUGACUCUGCCUUGCUUUUGCUUGUUUCUUUUUUCUUUGUGCCUGAAAAAAAUAACUCUUAUCAACUACAUUUCCAUUUAGACAAGUUUUCUUUUCCUUUUUAUUGGUAGAGAAGGUUAAUUUUUUAUAAAAAUUUGUAUAUUAAAAGUACAGAGUACACUAAAAGUUUUAGCUAGAUUUUUGAGACACACUAAUAUCAAAAUAAAAGAAACAAAUUAGAUAAUAAACACAACUUGCAGUUGGAAUUGUAUGUAGCGAUACAACUGUUUCUGUCACACGCAGACUUUAUUGGUAUUUUUAUCUGUUGUAAUACCGUUUAGAUAUAGUAAUAAAUACUUCUCAGUAAUCAUUGUGAUAUCUUUUUAUCUAUCAAUAAAACAACCAACUCUUGGAGAUAGGUAGUUUUUAAGUCGAACCUAGAUGGCAUUGCUAAAACACAAAAGCUUAUCUAACUUCUUCAGAUUUAAAGACAUGUUGCCCAAAGAAUUAAAGUCAGGCGUCAUUUACAAAUUUAAAUAAGUGGCUGCAACGCCACUUAUUUAAGUGAGACGUCGCGUCAUCUUAAGGUUCGGGCAAGCGAGCACCUCGGAGUGUCUCCCUUAACAGGUAAGAAAUCAACCUCAUCUAAUUGCACGGCAAUUAAAGAUCAUCUUAAAGCCUGUCACACCACAUCUCUUGACGAUUUUAGUAUACUCUCUAGGGGUAACAACCGGUAUUUGCUAGAGAUUAAAGAGAGUUUGUUCAUAAUGCGGGAUAGUCCCCAGUUGAAUAACAACAUUAGAUCCGCUCCAUUGUAUUUAUACAAUUAGUAUUUAAUCUGUAACUAUGGUUGCUGUUAAACUUGUAUAUAUUUAGGAGAACAUUGUACGUUUUUGAUUGCUUGAAAAUGGGUGUGUGAACAUCCGAAACGUCGCAAAUAAUGUAGUUUUUUUGUUGUCAAAGCAAAUAGGCUUAAAAUAUUUCCUUACAUCAUUCACACUUGUUGCCACUAUCUUUAAAUAUUCGAAUACAACAUCGUCAUUAACGCUAUCCUUCAAUGCUUCUUUCAGUUGGUAGGUUCGCAUUUUUGUUUUACAGGUGCCCAGCAUGGAUAUUAUAAUAUUAUUCCCAGGUUGCGCUUUCAACUUUGCGAAAACUAUAUGCCAAUUAAAAAUUAAAGUACAUUUUUACAAGAUAAGAACUAAUCUAUAGACUUACUGUCAUUUGUACUAGCAUUGACUUAACGCUAAUUUCGUUUGCUAAUUACUCGUUAAAUCUUGCUAGGUAACCUCUGAACAACCUACGGUUACCCAAUUGUUACCCAAUCAUUACUCGUUGGUUACUCGUUGCUCCAAAACUUCUACAGCUUCAACACGUUUUGACAUGGAACCAGUUGUUUUGUCGAUAACUCUCGAAGGAUAAUUCAAAAGUUUUCUCUUUACACAACGACAGAAUUGCGCAUAUGUUUCUUUCUCCAGUCUUCUUUCCAAGGCAUCUUUUUUAAGCUGGAUAUUAGCCAAAUGAAAGACGAUUUCAAUGGGGAUAAGGUCGGGUGAACGAGCUGGAAUCUUAAGAAGUCUGCACCCUGUGUUGUUGACAUUAUAAAAACCGUCGCUGAGGUUUUUAAUCCAUACACAGGGUUUCUUAAAAUGGUUUUAUUCUUAAUGUGGAGAGAAUUUAAAUCUUAAUUUAUAAUUAGGAACACAAUGGGAACAUUCUUUCGAUUGAUUGAAUGAAACUGUUGGAAGUGACAUGGAGGGGAACUUGUUUUAGCACAUUUACGGCAGAAAAUGUCAUUCAAGGUAUCUAAGUAAUAGUUAAUUGAAAUAUUUUUAAUUCUUUGAAGCAAAAUAUCACCAAGCAAUAGAUUUGCAAAAACUGGAUGUGAGACAUUAUUCGUCCCAAGUUUUAUGACAUACAACUCAACACAAGGGAAGUUAUAGGAGUAGAUGAUUUUUGCCCUAUCCCCUCCACCACCACUAUACUCGCCACCUACACCCGGAAUGGUGAUUUCUGUGUAUUUUUUAUCAGUGCCCUUUUUGUUUUGUUUAAAGGGGCGCAUAGUAAAAAUAACAUUAUACUAGGACCCUUUAUUUAAAAAUGUUUCAUUCUGUAAAAACUUAACUGUUCGCCUGCAGGAUAAUCACCAAAAUAAGUUAGCAAAUUUUGGACGUUUUUUGUAUAAAAAAUCCUUGUGCCAUGUUGCUGCUUUCCAUGACUGUCGAUCAUUGCGACAUUUCCAUCUUCGAAAACGACUAAGCAAACAGCCAAGUUUCGAACAAUGACGACAUGAGGUAAAGAAUUGUUGCUUUCGGAAAAUAAGCUUCCAAGAUAAGCCUCAAAUUUAUCAAAACCAACUCCUUGUGUGAAGAUUGCGUAUUCCUUCAUAUCAAUUUCCAUAUUGACAUCCUCGGGGAAAGUAGAAAUUGUCUCGAGAAUAUGAGGGAGCCCACGCAUGAAUGAACUAUUGUACAGGUAAUUUCCGAUUUCCAUGCACCCACAAAUAAAAGGCAGGAAUAUUUCAACGUAGGGUUGUUCUGAAAAAUAUUGGCAUGGCAGAUCCAUUUAUUAUAAUAUAGAUAUGUACCCAACCGUUGUUUGACCCUUGUUCCUUUUCGGACCGGCAAGGUUUCCCCAGAGUCAGCAAAACUUUAAAUGCUAGGUAUCUUCUUUUCUAAACCAAAACCAAUUUAUUAAAAUACAUUGAAAAUGAAAACAUGCUCUAGUUAUUUAACGUUGAAUGAACAUUUAAAAUUGAUGCUUAGUACCUCCCCCUUAAAGCAGCUUUCUCACAAUGGCAUCUCGAAACUCAAUGACUUCUUUUUUGUUGAACUCAACUGGGAUUUGCUGAUUGCGCAUAAUCCACUCAGCCAACUAGAUACAGCGAAAUUUUAACUUUUUUUAUUUUCGGAACUUACAUAACAUCCUUUAAAAUUAUCACAGUAACUUUAUUUACCUUUGCGCAAAAUAUCCCACAAGAUACACUGUCUUGUUAUUUCGCGUGGGGAAUCAUUUGUAGAGGCCAUAGUUUUUGUGAAAAAGAUGAUGUAACUUUUUGUAAACAAGAAAUAAAAAUUCUCUCAAUAAUAGUUAGCACCAAAAAAAUUAUCUUUUUUAUUUAAAGUAAAGUAUUCCUAAUAAUUUUUUUUAAAGUACCUUUAAGUACAUAUUUUCUUAUCAGAUAGGUGCUAAGAUAAUAAACGAAACCAUGAGUUGGAAAUUAGGAAAUAUAUUUAAACUAAUUGAAAUAAUUGAUGGACUAUCAUACCGCCUAUUACACUUACUUCCAUUUAUUUAGCACGCCAUUCAACGCAUCAACUUCUUCACCCAUAGGAUUAAGAUAGCAAAUCAUAACUCAUUUUCUCUUUGGGGAAAACCACUAUUUGUGUCCAAUGAUAAUUAUUAAUGUUACACGAUAUCAACAUAUCGAGCACCAUCAUUUCUUCCUGAAAGAAUUAGCGUGAAAAAAUUUAAAAGUUAUUUAAGGCACCUUGCUAAUAUGAUCGUUAGUAUAUUACACAAUAAAUUUAUACAUAUGAUAUCUCGCGUGGCCUCUGGUAGAUACGUUUCAUCUGUGAUCAAUUCUGUGGGCGAACUAACUUUAAUGUUUUUCUGAAACUAAUUUUAAAUCUCUGCAUUAUUAUCCAAUUAAAUAAAGCAAAUAGGCUUAAAAUAUUUCCUAACAUCAUUCACACUUGUUGCCACUAUCUUUAAAUAUUCGAAUACAACAUCGUCACCAACGCUAUCCUACAAUGCUUCUUUCAGUUGGUAGGUUCGCAUUUUUUGUUUUACAGGUGCCCAGCAUGGAUAGUAUAAUAUUAUUCCCAGGUUGCGCUUUCAACUUUGCGAAAACUAUAUGCCAAUUAAAAAUUGAAGUACAUUUUUACAAGAUAAGAACUAAUCUAUAGACUUACUGUCAUUUGUACUAGCAUUGACUUAACGCUAAUUUCGUUUGCUAAUUCUCGUUAAAUCUUGCUAGGUAACCUCUGAACAACCUAGGGUUACCCAAUUGUUACCCAAUGAUUACUCGUUGGUUACUCGUUGCUCCAAAACUUCCAUAGCUUUACAAGGUCUUUCACACGUCCUUUACCUUUAUGACCUUGUCAAAACGUUUCGACAUGGAACCAAUUGUUUUGUCCAUAAUUCUUGAAGGAAAAUUCGAAAGUUUUCUCUUUACACGACGACAGAAUUGCGCAUAUGUUUCUUUCUCCAGUCUUCUUUCCAAGGCAUCUUUUUUAAGCUGGAUAUUAGCCAAAUGAAAGACGAUUUCAAUGGGGAUAAGGUCGGGUGAACGAGCUGGAAUCUUAAGAAGUCUGCACCCUGUGUUGUUGACAUUAUAAAAACCGUCGCUGAGGUUUUUAAUCCAUACACAGGGUUUCUUAAAAUGGUUUUAUUCUUAAUGUGGAGAGAAUUUAAAUCUUAAUUUAUAAUUAGGAACACAAUGGGAACAUUCUUUCGAUUGAUUGAAUGAAACUGUUGGAAGUGACAUGGAGGGGAACUUGUUUUAGCACAUUUACGCCAGAAAAUGUCAUUCAAGGUAUCUAAGUAAUAGUUAAUUGAAAUAUUUUUAAUUCUUUGAAGCAAAAUAUCACCAAGCAAUAGAUUUGCAAAAACUGGAUGUGAGACAUUAUUCGUCUCAAGUUUUAUGACAUACAACUCAACACAAGGGAAGUUAUAGGAGUAGAUGAUUUUUGCCCUAUCCCCUCCACCACCACUAUACUCGCCCCCUACACCCAGAUUGGUGAUUUCUGUGUAUUUUUUAUCAGUGCCCUUUUUGUUUUGUUUAAAGGGGCGCAUAGUAAAAAUAACAUUAUGCUAGGACCCUUUAUUUAAAAAUGUUUCAUUCUGUAAAAACUUAACUGUUCGCCUGCAGGAUAAUCACCAAAAUAAGUUAGCAAAUUUUGGACGUUUUUUGUAUAAAAAAUCCUUGUGCCAUGUUGCUGCUUUCCAUGACUGUCGAUCAUUGCGACAUUUCCAUCUUCGAAAACGACUAAGCAAACAGCCAUGUUUCGAACAAUGACGACAUGAGGUAAAGAAUUGUUGCUUUCGGAAAAUAAGCUUCCAAGAUAAGCCUCAAAUUUAUCAAAACCAACUCCUUGUGUGAAGAUUGCGUAUUCCUUCAUAUCAAUUUCCAUAUUGACAUCCUCGGGGAAAGUAGAAAUUGCCUCGAGAAUAUGAGGGAGCCCACACAUAAAUGAACUAUUGUACAGGUAAUUUCCGAUUUCCAUGCACCCACAAAUAAAAGGCAGGAAUAUUUCAACGUAGGGUUGUUCUGAAAAAUAUUGGCAUGGCAGAUCCAUUUAUUAUAAUAUAGAUAUGUACCCAACCGUUGUUUGACCCUUGUUCCUUUUCGGACCGGCAAGGUUUCCCCAGAGUCAGCAAAACUUUAAAUGCUAGGUAUCUUCUUUUCUAAACCAAAACCAAUUUAUUAAAAUACAUUGAAAAUGAAAACAUGCUCUAGUUAUUUAACGUUGAAUGAACAUUUAAAAUUGAUGCUUAGUACCUCCCCCUUAAAGCAGCUUUCUCACAAUGGCAUCUCGAAACUCAAUGACUUCUUUUUUGUUGAACUCAACUGGGAUUUGCUGAUUGCGCAUAAUCCACUCAGCCAACUAGAUACAGCGAAAUUUUAACUUUUUUUAUUUUCGGAACUUACAUAACAUCCUUUAAAAUUAUCACAGUAACUUUAUUUACCUUUGCGCAAAAUAUCCCACAAGAUACACUGUCUUGUUAUUUCGCGUGGGGAAUCAUUUGUAGAGGCCAUAGUUUUUGUGAAAAAGAUGAUGUAACUUUUUGUAAACAAGAAAUAAAAAUUCUCUCAAUAAUAGUUAGCACCAAAAAAAUUAUCUUUUUUAUUUAAAGUAAAGUAUUCCUAAUAAUUUUUUUUAAAGUACCUUUAAGUACAUAUUUUCUUAUCAGAUAGGUGCUAAGAUAAUAAACGAAACCAUGAGUUGGAAAUUAGGAAAUAUAUUUAAACUAAUUGAAAUAAUUGAUGGACUAUCAUACCGCCUAUUACACUUACUUCCAUUUAUUUAGCACGCCAUUCAACGCAUCAACUUCUUCACCCAUAGGAUUAAGAUAGCAAAUCAUAACUCAUUUUCUCUUUGGGGAAAACCACUAUUUGUGUCCAAUGAUAAUUAUUAAUGUUACACGAUAUCAACAUAUCGAGCACCAUCAUUUCUUCCUGAAAGAAUUAGCGUGAAAAAAUUUAAAAGUUAUUUAAGGCACCUUGCUAAUAUGAUCGUUAGUAUAUUACACAAUAAAUUUAUACAUAUGAUAUCUCGCGUGGCCUCUGGUAGAUACGUUUCAUCUGUGAUCAAUUCUGUGGGCGAACUAACUUCAAUGUUUUUCUGAAACUAAUUUUAAAUCUCUGCAUUAUUAUCCAAUUAAAUAAAGCAAAUAGGCUUAAAAUAUUUCCUAACAUCAUUCACACUUGUUGCCACUAUCUUUAAAUAUUCGAAUACAACAUCGUCACCAACGCUAUCCUACAAUGCUUCUUUCAGUUGGUAGGUUCGCAUUUUUUGUUUUACAGGUGCCCAGCAUGGAUAGUAUAAUAUUAUUCCCAGGUUGCGCUUUCAACUUUGCGAAAACUAUAUGCCAAUUAAAAAUUGAAGUACAUUUUUACAAGAUAAGAACUAAUCUAUAGACUUACUGUCAUUUGUACUAGCAUUGACUUAACGCUAAUUUCGUUUGCUAAUUCUCGUUAAAUCUUGCUAGGUAACCUCUGAACAACCUAGGGUUACCCAAUUGUUACCCAAUGAUUACUCGUUGGUUACUCGUUGCUCCAAAACUUCUACAGCUUCAACACGUUUUGACAUGGAACCAGUUGUUUUGUCGAUAACUCUCGAAGGAUAAUUCAAAAGUUUUCUCUUUACACAACGACAGAAUUGCGCAUAUGUUUCUUUCUCCAGUCUUCUUUCCAAGGCAUCUUUUUUAAGCUGGAUAUUAGCCAAAUGAAAGACGAUUUCAAUGGGGAUAAGGUCGGGUGAACGAGCUGGAAUCUUAAGAAGUCUGCACCCUGUGUUGUUGACAUUAUAAAAACCGUCGCUGAGGUUUUUAAUCCAUACACAGGGUUUCUUAAAAUGGUUUUAUUCUUAAUGUGGAGAGAAUUUAAAUCUUAAUUUAUAAUUAGGAACACAAUGGGAACACUCUUUCGAUUGAUUGAAUGAAACUGUUGGAAGUGACAUGGAGGGGAACUUGUUUUAGCACAUUUACGCCAGAAAAUGUCAUUCAAGGUAUCUAAGUAAUAGUUAAUUGAAAUAUUUUUAAUUCUUUGAAGCAAAAUAUCACCAAGCAAUAGAUUUGCAAAAACUGGAUGUGAGACAUUAUUCGUCCCAAGUUUUAUGACAUACAACUCAACACAAGGGAAGUUAUAGGAGUAGAUGAUUUUUGCCCUAUCCCCUCCACCACCACUAUACUCGCCACCUACACCCGGAAUGGUGAUUUCUGUGUAUUUUUUAUCAGUGCCCUUUUUGUUUUGUUUAAAGGGGCGCAUAGUAAAAAUAACAUUAUACUAGGACCCUUUAUUUAAAAAUGUUUCAUUCUGUAAAAACUUAACUGUUCGCCUGCAGGAUAAUCACCAAAAUAAGUUAGCAAAUUUUGGACGUUUUUUGUAUAAAAAAUCCUUGUGCCAUGUUGCUGCUUUCCAUGACUGUCGAUCAUUGCGACAUUUCCAUCUUCGAAAACGACUAAGCAAACAGCCAAGUUUCGAACAAUGACGACAUGAGGUAAAGAAUUGUUGCUUUCGGAAAAUAAGCUUCCAAGAUAAGCCUCAAAUUUAUCAAAACCAACUCCUUGUGUGAAGAUUGCGUAUUCCUUCAUAUCAAUUUCCAUAUUGACAUCCUCGGGGAAAGUAGAAAUUGCCUCGAGAAUAUGAGGGAGCCCACGCAUGAAUGAACUAUUGUACAGGUAAUUUCCGAUUUCCAUGCACCCACAAAUAAAAGGCAGGAAUAUUUCAACGUAGGGUUGUUCUGAAAAAUAUUGGCAUGGCAGAUCCAUUUAUUAUAAUAUAGAUAUGUACCCAACCGUUGUUUGACCCUUGUUCCUUUUCGGACCGGCAAGGUUUCCCCAGAGUCAGCAAAACUUUAAAUGCUAGGUAUCUUCUUUUCUAAACCAAAACCAAUUUAUUAAAAUACAUUGAAAAUGAAAACAUGCUCUAGUUAUUUAACGUUGAAUGAACAUUUAAAAUUGAUGCUUAGUACCUCCCCCUUAAAGCAGCUUUCUCACAAUGGCAUCUCGAAACUCAAUGACUUCUUUUUUGUUGAACUCAACUGGGAUUUGCUGAUUGCGCAUAAUCCACUCAGCCAACUAGAUACAGCGAAAUUUUAACUCUUUUUAUUUUCGGAACUUACAUAACAUCCUUUAAAAUUAUCACAGUAACUUUAUUUACCUUUGCGCAAAAUAUCCCACAAGAUACACUGUCUUGUUAUUUCGCGUGGGGAAUCAUUUGUAGAGGCCAUAGUUUUUGUGAAAAAGAUGAUGUAACUUUUUGUAAACAAGAAAUAAAAAUUCUCUCAAUAAUAGUUAGCACCAAAAAAAUUAUCUUUUUUAUUUAAAGUAAAGUAUUCCUAAUAAUUUUUUUUAAAGUACCUUUAAGUACAUAUUUUCUUAUCAGAUAGGUGCUAAGAUAAUAAACGAAACCAUGAGUUGGAAAUUAGGAAAUAUAUUUAAACUAAUUGAAAUAAUUGAUGGACUAUCAUACCGCCUAUUACACUUACUUCCAUUUAUUUAGCACGCCAUUCAACGCAUCAACUUCUUCACCCAUAGGAUUAAGAUAGCAAAUCAUAACUCAUUUUCUCUUUGGGGAAAACCACUAUUUGUGUCCAAUGAUAAUUAUUAAUGUUACACGAUAUCAACAUAUCGAGCACCAUCAUUUCUUCCUGAAAGAAUUAGCAUGAAAAAAUUUAAAAGUUAUUUAAGGCACCUUGCUAAUAUGAUCGUUAGUAUAUUACACAAUAAAUUUAUACAUAUGAUAUCUCGCGUGGCCUCUGGUAGAUACGUUUCAUCUGUGAUCAAUUCUGUGGGCGAACUAACUUUAAUGUUUUUCUGAAACUAAUUUUAAAUCUCUGCAUUAUUAUCCAAUUAAAUAAAGCAAAUAGGCUUAAAAUAUUUCCUAACAUCAUUCACACUUGUUGCCACUAUCUUUAAAUAUUCGAAUACAACAUCGUCACCAACGCUAUCCUACAAUGCUUCUUUCAGUUGGUAGGUUCGCAUUUUUUGUUUUACAGGUGCCCAGCAUGGAUAGUAUAAUAUUAUUCCCAGGUUGCGCUUUCAACUUUGCGAAAACUAUAUGCCAAUUAAAAAUUGAAGUACAUUUUUACAAGAUAAGAACUAAUCUAUAGACUUACUGUCAUUUGUACUAGCAUUGACUUAACGCUAAUUUCGUUUGCUAAUUCUCGUUAAAUCUUGCUAGGUAACCUCUGAACAACCUAGGGUUACCCAAUUGUUACUCGUUGGUUACUCGUUGCUCCAAAACUUCCAUAGCUUUACAAGGUCUUUCACACGUCCUUUACCUUUAUGACCUUGUCAAAACGUUUCGACAUGGAACCAAUUGUUUUGUCCAUAAUUCUUGAAGGAAAAUUCGAAAGUUUUCUCUUUACACGACGACAGAAUUGCGCAUAUGUUUCUUUCUCCAGUCUUCUUUCCAAGGCAUCUUUUUUAAGCUGGAUAUUAGCCAAAUGAAAGACGAUUUCAAUGGGGAUAAGGUCGGGUGAACGAGCUGGAAUCUUAAGAAGUCUGCACCCUGUGUUGUUGACAUUAUAAAAACCGUCGCUGAGGUUUUUAAUCCAUACACAGGGUUUCUUAAAAUGGUUUUAUUCUUAAUGUGGAGAGAAUUUAAAUCUUAAUUUAUAAUUAGGAACACAAUGGGAACAUUCUUUCGAUUGAUUGAAUGAAACUGUUGGAAGUGACAUGGAGGGGAACUUGUUUUAGCACAUUUACGCCAGAAAAUGUCAUUCAAGGUAUCUAAGUAAUAGUUAAUUGAAAUAUUUUUAAUUCUUUGAAGCAAAAUAUCACCAAGCAAUAGAUUUGCAAAAACUGGAUGUGAGACAUUAUUCGUCCCAAGUUUUAUGACAUACAACUCAACACAAGGGAAGUUAUAGGAGUAGAUGAUUUUUGCCCUAUCCCCUCCACCACCACUAUACUCGCCACCUACACCCGGAAUGGUGAUUUCUGUGUAUUUUUUAUCAGUGCCCUUUUUGUUUUGUUUAAAGGGGCGCAUAGUAAAAAUAACAUUAUACUAGGACCCUUUAUUUAAAAAUGUUUCAUUCUGUAAAAACUUAACUGUUCGCCUGCAGGAUAAUCACCAAAAUAAGUUAGCAAAUUUUGGACGUUUUUUGUAUAAAAAAUCCUUGUGCCAUGUUGCUGCUUUCCAUGACUGUCGAUCAUUGCGACAUUUCCAUCUUCGAAAACGACUAAGCAAACAGCCAAGUUUCGAACAAUGACGACAUGAGGUAAAGAAUUGUUGCUUUCGGAAAAUAAGCUUCCAAGAUAAGCCUCAAAUUUAUCAAAACCAACUCCUUGUGUGAAGAUUGCGUAUUCCUUCAUAUCAAUUUCCAUAUUGACAUCCUCGGGGAAAGUAGAAAUUGCCUCGAGAAUAUGAGGGAGCCCACGCAUGAAUGAACUAUUGUACAGGUAAUUUCCGAUUUCCAUGCACCCACAAAUAAAAGGCAGGAAUAUUUCAACGUAGGGUUGUUCUGAAAAAUAUUGGCAUGGCAGAUCCAUUUAUUAUAAUAUAGAUAUGUACCCAACCGUUGUUUGACCCUUGUUCCUUUUCGGACCGGCAAGGUUUCCCCAGAGUCAGCAAAACUUUAAAUGCUAGGUAUCUUCUUUUCUAAACCAAAACCAAUUUAUUAAAAUACAUUGAAAAUGAAAACAUGCUCUAGUUAUUUAACGUUGAAUGAACAUUUAAAAUUGAUGCUUAGUACCUCCCCCUUAAAGCAGCUUUCUCACAAUGGCAUCUCGAAACUCAAUGACUUCUUUUUUGUUGAACUCAACUGGGAUUUGCUGAUUGCGCAUAAUCCACUCAGCCAACUAGAUACAGCGAAAUUUUAACUUUUUUUAUUUUCGGAACUUACAUAACAUCCUUUAAAAUUAUCACAGUAACUUUAUUUACCUUUGCGCAAAAUAUCCCACAAGAUACACUGUCUUGUUAUUUCGCGUGGGGAAUCAUUUGUAGAGGCCAUAGUUUUUGUGAAAAAGAUGAUGUAACUUUUUGUAAACAAGAAAUAAAAAUUCUCUCAAUAAUAGUUAGCACCAAAAAAAUUAUCUUUUUUAUUUAAAGUAAAGUAUUCCUAAUAAUUUUUUUUAAAGUACCUUUAAGUACAUAUUUUCUUAUCAGAUAGGUGCUAAGAUAAUAAACGAAACCAUGAGUUGGAAAUUAGGAAAUAUAUUUAAACUAAUUGAAAUAAUUGAUGGACUAUCAUACCGCCUAUUACACUUACUUCCAUUUAUUUAGCACGCCAUUCAACGCAUCAACUUCUUCACCCAUAGGAUUAAGAUAGCAAAUCAUAACUCAUUUUCUCUUUGGGGAAAACCACUAUUUGUGUCCAAUGAUAAUUAUUAAUGUUACACGAUAUCAACAUAUCGAGCACCAUCAUUUCUUCCUGAAAGAAUUAGCGUGAAAAAAUUUAAAAGUUAUUUAAGGCACCUUGCUAAUAUGAUCGUUAGUAUAUUACACAAUAAAUUUAUACAUAUGAUAUCUCGCGUGGCCUCUGGUAGAUACGUUUCAUCUGUGAUCAAUUCUGUGGGCGAACUAACUUUAAUGUUUUUCUGAAACUAAUUUUAAAUCUCUGCAUUAUUAUCCAAUUAAAUAAAGCAAAUAGGCUUAAAAUAUUUCCUAACAUCAUUCACACUUGUUGCCACUAUCUUUAAAUAUUCGAAUACAACAUCGUCACCAACGCUAUCCUACAAUGCUUCUUUCAGUUGGUAGGUUCGCAUUUUUUGUUUUACAGGUGCCCAGCAUGGAUAGUAUAAUAUUAUUCCCAGGUUGCGCUUUCAACUUUGCGAAAACUAUAUGCCAAUUAAAAAUUGAAGUACAUUUUUACAAGAUAAGAACUAAUCUAUAGACUUACUGUCAUUUGUACUAGCAUUGACUUAACGCUAAUUUCGUUUGCUAAUUCUCGUUAAAUCUUGCUAGGUAACCUCUGAACAACCUAGGAUUACCCAAUGAUUACUCGUUGGUUACUCGUUGCUCCAAAACUUCCAUAGCUUUACAAGGUCUUUCACACGUCCUUUACCUUUAUGACCUUGUCAAAACGUUUCGACAUGGAACCAAUUGUUUUGUCCAUAAUUCUUGAAGGAAAAUUCGAAAGUUUUCUCUUUACACGACGACAGAAUUGCGCAUAUGUUUCUUUCUCCAGUCUUCUUUCCAAGGCAUCUUUUUUAAGCUGGAUAUUAGCCAAAUGAAAGACGAUUUCAAUGGGGAUAAGGUCGGGUGAACGAGCUGGAAUCUUAAGAAGUCUGCACCCUGUGUUGUUGACAUUAUAAAAACCGUCGCUGAGGUUUUUAAUCCAUACACAGGGUUUCUUAAAAUGGUUUUAUUCUUAAUGUGGAGAGAAUUUAAAUCUUAAUUUAUAAUUAGGAACACAAUGGGAACAUUCUUUCGAUUGAUUGAAUGAAACUGUUGGAAGUGACAUGGAGGGGAACUUGUUUUAGCACAUUUACGCCAGAAAAUGUCAUUCAAGGUAUCUAAGUAAUAGUUAAUUGAAAUAUUUUUAAUUCUUUGAAGCAAAAUAUCACCAAGCAAUAGAUUUGCAAAAACUGGAUGUGAGACAUUAUUCGUCUCAAGUUUUAUGACAUACAACUCAACACAAGGGAAGUUAUAGGAGUAGAUGAUUUUUGCCCUAUCCCCUCCACCACCACUAUACUCGCCCCCUACACCCGGAAUGGUGAUUUCUGUGUAUUUUUUAUCAGUGCCCUUUUUGUUUUGUUUAAAGGGGUGCAUAGUAAAAAUAACAUUAUGCUAGGACCCUUUAUUUAAAAAUGUUUCAUUCUGUAAAAACUUAACUGUUCGCCUGCAGGAUAAUCACCAAAAUAAGUUAGCAAAUUUUGGACGUUUUUUGUAUAAAAAAUCCUUGUGCCAUGUUGCUGCUUUCCAUGACUGUCGAUCAUUGCGACAUUUCCAUCUUCGAAAACGACUAAGCAAACAGCCAUGUUUCGAACAAUGACGACAUGAGGUAAAGAAUUGUUGCUUUCGGAAAAUAAGCUUCCAAGAUAAGCCUCAAAUUUAUCAAAACCAACUCCUUGUGUGAAGAUUGCGUAUUCCUUCAUAUCAAUUUCCAUAUUGACAUCCUCGGGGAAAGUAGAAAUUGCCUCGAGAAUAUGAGGGAGCCCACGCAUGAAUGAACUAUUGUACAGGUAAUUUCCGAUUUCCAUGCACCCACAAAUAAAAGGCAGGAAUAUUUCAACGUAGGGUUGUUCUGAAAAAUAUUGGCAUGGCAGAUCCAUUUAUUAUAAUAUAGAUAUGUACCCAACCGUUGUUUGACCCUUGUUCCUUUUCGGACCGGCAAGGUUUCCCCAGAGUCAGCAAAACUUUAAAUGCUAGGUAUCUUCUUUUCUAAACCAAAACCAAUUUAUUAAAAUACAUUGAAAAUGAAAACAUGCUCUAGUUAUUUAACGUUGAAUGAACAUUUAAAAUUGAUGCUUAGUACCUCCCCCUUAAAGCAGCUUUCUCACAAUGGCAUCUCGAAACUCAAUGACUUCUUUUUUGUUGAACUCAACUGGGAUUUGCUGAUUGCGCAUAAUCCACUCAGCCAACUAGAUACAGCGAAAUUUUAACUUUUUUUAUUUUCGGAACUUACAUAACAUCCUUUAAAAUUAUCACAGUAACUUUAUUUACCUUUGCGCAAAAUAUCCCACAAGAUACACUGUCUUGUUAUUUCGCGUGGGGAAUCAUUUGUAGAGGCCAUAGUUUUUGUGAAAAAGAUGAUGUAACUUUUUGUAAACAAGAAAUAAAAAUUCUCUCAAUAAUAGUUAGCACCAAAAAAAUUAUCUUUUUUAUUUAAAGUAAAGUAUUCCUAAUAAUUUUUUUUAAAGUACCUUUAAGUACAUAUUUUCUUAUCAGAUAGGUGCUAAGAUAAUAAACGAAACCAUGAGUUGGAAAUUAGGAAAUAUAUUUAAACUAAUUGAAAUAAUUGAUGGACUAUCAUACCGCCUAUUACACUUACUUCCAUUUAUUUAGCACGCCAUUCAACGCAUCAACUUCUUCACCCAUAGGAUUAAGAUAGCAAAUCAUAACUCAUUUUCUCUUUGGGGAAAACCACUAUUUGUGUCCAAUGAUAAUUAUUAAUGUUACACGAUAUCAACAUAUCGAGCACCAUCAUUUCUUCCUGAAAGAAUUAGCGUGAAAAAAUUUAAAAGUUAUUUAAGGCACCUUGCUAAUAUGAUCGUUAGUAUAUUACACAAUAAAUUUAUACAUAUGAUAUCUCGCGUGGCCUCUGGUAGAUACGUUUCAUCUGUGAUCAAUUCUGUGGGCGAACUAACUUUAAUGUUUUUCUGAAACUAAUUUUAAAUCUCUGCAUUAUUAUCCAAUUAAAUAAAGCAAAUAGGCUUAAAAUAUUUCCUAACAUCAUUCACACUUGUUGCCACUAUCUUUAAAUAUUCGAAUACAACAUCGUCACCAACGCUAUCCUACAAUGCUUCUUUCAGUUGGUAGGUUCGCAUUUUUUGUUUUACAGGUGCCCAGCAUGGAUAGUAUAAUAUUAUUCCCAGGUUGCGCUUUCAACUUUGCGAAAACUAUAUGCCAAUUAAAAAUUGAAGUACAUUUUUACAAGAUAAGAACUAAUCUAUAGACUUACUGUCAUUUGUACUAGCAUUGACUUAACGCUAAUUUCGUUUGCUAAUUCUCGUUAAAUCUUGCUAGGUAACCUCUGAACAACCUAGGGUUACCCAAUUGUUACCCAAUGAUUACUCGUUGGUUACUCGUUGCUCCAAAACUUCCAUAGCUUUACAAGGUCUUUCACACGUCCUUUACCUUUAUGACCUUGUCAAAACGUUUCGACAUGGAACCAAUUGUUUUGUCCAUAAUUCUUGAAGGAAAAUUCGAAAGUUUUCUCUUUACACGACGACAGAAUUGCGCAUAUGUUUCUUUCUCCAGUCUUCUUUCCAAGGCAUCUUUUUUAAGCUGGAUAUUAGCCAAAUGAAAGACGAUUUCAAUGGGGAUAAGGUCGGGUGAACGAGCUGGAAUCUUAAGAAGUCUGCACCCUGUGUUGUUGACAUUAUAAAAACCGUCGCUGAGGUUUUUAAUCCAUACACAGGGUUUCUUAAAAUGGUUUUAUUCUUAAUGUGGAGAGAAUUUAAAUCUUAAUUUAUAAUUAGGAACACAAUGGGAACAUUCUUUCGAUUGAUUGAAUGAAACUGUUGGAAGUGACAUGGAGGGGAACUUGUUUUAGCACAUUUACGCCAGAAAAUGUCAUUCAAGGUAUCUAAGUAAUAGUUAAUUGAAAUAUUUUUAAUUCUUUGAAGCAAAAUAUCACCAAGCAAUAGAUUUGCAAAAACUGGAUGUGAGACAUUAUUCGUCCCAAGUUUUAUGACAUACAACUCAACACAAGGGAAGUUAUAGGAGUAGAUGAUUUUUGCCCUAUCCCCUCCACCACCACUAUACUCGCCACCUACACCCGGAAUGGUGAUUUCUGUGUAUUUUUUAUCAGUGCCCUUUUUGUUUUGUUUAAAGGGGCGCAUAGUAAAAAUAACAUUAUACUAGGACCCUUUAUUUAAAAAUGUUUCAUUCUGUAAAAACUUAAAUGUUCGCCUGCAGGAUAAUCACCAAAAUAAGUUAGCAAAUUUUGGACGUUUUUUGUAUAAAAAAUCCUUGUGCCAUGUUGCUGCUUUCCAUGACUGUCGAUCAUUGCGACAUUUCCAUCUUCGAAAACGACUAAGCAAACAGCCAAGUUUCGAACAAUGACGACAUGAGGUAAAGAAUUGUUGCUUUCGGAAAAUAAGCUUCCAAGAUAAGCCUCAAAUUUAUCAAAACCAACUCCUUGUGUGAAGAUUGCGUAUUCCUUCAUAUCAAUUUCCAUAUUGACAUCCUCGGGGAAAGUAGAAAUUGCCUCGAGAAUAUGAGGGAGCCCACGCAUGAAUGAACUAUUGUACAGGUAAUUUCCGAUUUCCAUGCACCCACAAAUAAAAGGCAGGAAUAUUUCAACGUAGGGUUGUUCUGAAAAAUAUUGGCAUGGCAGAUCCAUUUAUUAUAAUAUAGAUAUGUACCCAACCGUUGUUUGACCCUUGUUCCUUUUCGGACCGGCAAGGUUUCCCCAGAGUCAGCAAAACUUUAAAUGCUAGGUAUCUUCUUUUCUAAACCAAAACCAAUUUAUUAAAAUACAUUGAAAAUGAAAACAUGCUCUAGUUAUUUAACGUUGAAUGAACAUUUAAAAUUGAUGCUUAGUACCUCCCCCUUAAAGCAGCUUUCUCACAAUGGCAUCUCGAAACUCAAUGACUUCUUUUUUGUUGAACUCAACUGGGAUUUGCUGAUUGCGCAUAAUCCACUCAGCCAACUAGAUACAGCGAAAUUUUAACUUUUUUUAUUUUCGGAACUUACAUAACAUCCUUUAAAAUUAUCACAGUAACUUUAUUUACCUUUGCGCAAAAUAUCCCACAAGAUACACUGUCUUGUUAUUUCGCGUGGGGAAUCAUUUGUAGAGGCCAUAGUUUUUGUGAAAAAGAUGAUGUAACUUUUUGUAAACAAGAAAUAAAAAUUCUCUCAAUAAUAGUUAGCACCAAAAAAAUUAUCUUUUUUAUUUAAAGUAAAGUAUUCCUAAUAAUUUUUUUUAAAGUACCUUUAAGUACAUAUUUUCUUAUCAGAUAGGUGCUAAGAUAAUAAACGAAACCAUGAGUUGGAAAUUAGGAAAUAUAUUUAAACUAAUUGAAAUAAUUGAUGGACUAUCAUACCGCCUAUUACACUUACUUCCAUUUAUUUAGCACGCCAUUCAACGCAUCAACUUCUUCACCCAUAGGAUUAAGAUAGCAAAUCAUAACUCAUUUUCUCUUUGGGGAAAACCACUAUUUGUGUCCAAUGAUAAUUAUUAAUGUUACACGAUAUCAACAUAUCGAGCACCAUCAUUUCUUCCUGAAAGAAUUAGCGUGAAAAAAUUUAAAAGUUAUUUAAGGCACCUUGCUAAUAUGAUCGUUAGUAUAUUACACAAUAAAUUUAUACAUAUGAUAUCUCGCGUGGCCUCUGGUAGAUACGUUUCAUCUGUGAUCAAUUCUGUGGGCGAACUAACUUUAAUGUUUUUCUGAAACUAAUUUUAAAUCUCUGCAUUAUUAUCCAAUUAAAUAAAGCAAAUAGGCUUAAAAUAUUUCCUAACAUCAUUCACACUUGUUGCCACUAUCUUUAAAUAUUCGAAUACAACAUCGUCACCAACGCUAUCCUACAAUGCUUCUUUCAGUUGGUAGGUUCGCAUUUUUUGUUUUACAGGUGCCCAGCAUGGAUAGUAUAAUAUUAUUCCCAGGUUGCGCUUUCAACUUUGCGAAAACUAUAUGCCAAUUAAAAAUUGAAGUACAUUUUUACAAGAUAAGAACUAAUCUAUAGACUUAUUGUCAUUUGUACUAGCAUUGACUUAACGCUAAUUUCGUUUGCUAAUUCUCGUUAAAUCUUGCUAGGUAACCUCUGAACAACCUAGGAUUACCCAAUGAUUACUCGUUGGUUACUCGUUGCUCCAAAACUUCCAUAGCUUUACAAGGUCUUUCACACGUCCUUUACCUUUAUGACCUUGUCAAAACGUUUCGACAUGGAACCAAUUGUUUUGUCCAUAAUUCUUGAAGGAAAAUUCGAAAGUUUUCUCUUUACACGACGACAGAAUUGCGCAUAUGUUUCUUUCUCCAGUCUUCUUUCCAAGGCAUCUUUUUUAAGCUGGAUAUUAGCCAAAUGAAAGACGAUUUCAAUGGGGAUAAGGUCGGGUGAACGAGCUGGAAUCUUAAGAAGUCUGCACCCUGUGUUGUUGACAUUAUAAAAACCGUCGCUGAGGUUUUUAAUCCAUACACAGGGUUUCUUAAAAUGGUUUUAUUCUUAAUGUGGAGAGAAUUUAAAUCUUAAUUUAUAAUUAGGAACACAAUGGGAACAUUCUUUCGAUUGAUUGAAUGAAACUGUUGGAAGUGACAUGGAGGGGAACUUGUUUUAGCACAUUUACGCCAGAAAAUGUCAUUCAAGGUAUCUAAGUAAUAGUUAAUUGAAAUAUUUUUAAUUCUUUGAAGCAAAAUAUCACCAAGCAAUAGAUUUGCAAAAACUGGAUGUGAGACAUUAUUCGUCUCAAGUUUUAUGACAUACAACUCAACACAAGGGAAGUUAUAGGAGUAGAUGAUUUUUGCCCUAUCCCCUCCACCACCACUAUACUCGCCCCCUACACCCGGAAUGGUGAUUUCUGUGUAUUUUUUAUCAGUGCCCUUUUUGUUUUGUUUAAAGGGGUGCAUAGUAAAAAUAACAUUAUGCUAGGACCCUUUAUUUAAAAAUGUUUCAUUCUGUAAAAACUUAACUGUUCGCCUGCAGGAUAAUCACCAAAAUAAGUUAGCAAAUUUUGGACGUUUUUUGUAUAAAAAAUCCUUGUGCCAUGUUGCUGCUUUCCAUGACUGUCGAUCAUUGCGACAUUUCCAUCUUCGAAAACGACUAAGCAAACAGCCAUGUUUCGAACAAUGACGACAUGAGGUAAAGAAUUGUUGCUUUCGGAAAAUAAGCUUCCAAGAUAAGCCUCAAAUUUAUCAAAACCAACUCCUUGUGUGAAGAUUGCGUAUUCCUUCAUAUCAAUUUCCAUAUUGACAUCCUCGGGGAAAGUAGAAAUUGCCUCGAGAAUAUGAGGGAGCCCACGCAUGAAUGAACUAUUGUACAGGUAAUUUCCGAUUUCCAUGCACCCACAAAUAAAAGGCAGGAAUAUUUCAACGUAGGGUUGUUCUGAAAAAUAUUGGCAUGGCAGAUCCAUUUAUUAUAAUAUAGAUAUGUACCCAACCGUUGUUUGACCCUUGUUCCUUUUCGGACCGGCAAGGUUUCCCCAGAGUCAGCAAAACUUUAAAUGCUAGGUAUCUUCUUUUCUAAACCAAAACCAAUUUAUUAAAAUACAUUGAAAAUGAAAACAUGCUCUAGUUAUUUAACGUUGAAUGAACAUUUAAAAUUGAUGCUUAGUACCUCCCCCUUAAAGCAGCUUUCUCACAAUGGCAUCUCGAAACUCAAUGACUUCUUUUUUGUUGAACUCAACUGGGAUUUGCUGAUUGCGCAUAAUCCACUCAGCCAACUAGAUACAGCGAAAUUUUAACUUUUUUUAUUUUCGGAACUUACAUAACAUCCUUUAAAAUUAUCACAGUAACUUUAUUUACCUUUGCGCAAAAUAUCCCACAAGAUACACUGUCUUGUUAUUUCGCGUGGGGAAUCAUUUGUAGAGGCCAUAGUUUUUGUGAAAAAGAUGAUGUAACUUUUUGUAAACAAGAAAUAAAAAUUCUCUCAAUAAUAGUUAGCACCAAAAAAAUUAUCUUUUUUAUUUAAAGUAAAGUAUUCCUAAUAAUUUUUUUUAAAGUACCUUUAAGUACAUAUUUUCUUAUCAGAUAGGUGCUAAGAUAAUAAACGAAACCAUGAGUUGGAAAUUAGGAAAUAUAUUUAAACUAAUUGAAAUAAUUGAUGGACUAUCAUACCGCCUAUUACACUUACUUCCAUUUAUUUAGCACGCCAUUCAACGCAUCAACUUCUUCACCCAUAGGAUUAAGAUAGCAAAUCAUAACUCAUUUUCUCUUUGGGGAAAACCACUAUUUGUGUCCAAUGAUAAUUAUUAAUGUUACACGAUAUCAACAUAUCGAGCACCAUCAUUUCUUCCUGAAAGAAUUAGCGUGAAAAAAUUUAAAAGUUAUUUAAGGCACCUUGCUAAUAUGAUCGUUAGUAUAUUACACAAUAAAUUUAUACAUAUGAUAUCUCGCGUGGCCUCUGGUAGAUACGUUUCAUCUGUGAUCAAUUCUGUGGGCGAACUAACUUUAAUGUUUUUCUGAAACUAAUUUUAAAUCUCUGCAUUAUUAUCCAAUUAAAUAAAGCAAAUAGGCUUAAAAUAUUUCCUAACAUCAUUCACACUUGUUGCCACUAUCUUUAAAUAUUCGAAUACAACAUCGUCACCAACGCUAUCCUACAAUGCUUCUUUCAGUUGGUAGGUUCGCAUUUUUUGUUUUACAGGUGCCCAGCAUGGAUAGUAUAAUAUUAUUCCCAGGUUGCGCUUUCAACUUUGCGAAAACUAUAUGCCAAUUAAAAAUUGAAGUACAUUUUUACAAGAUAAGAACUAAUCUAUAGACUUACUGUCAUUUGUACUAGCAUUGACUUAACGCUAAUUUCGUUUGCUAAUUCUCGUUAAAUCUUGCUAGGUAACCUCUGAACAACCUAGGGUUACCCAAUUGUUACCCAAUGAUUACUCGUUGGUUACUCGUUGCUCCAAAACUUCCAUAGCUUUACAAGGUCUUUCACACGUCCUUUACCUUUAUGACCUUGUCAAAACGUUUCGACAUGGAACCAAUUGUUUUGUCCAUAAUUCUUGAAGGAAAAUUCGAAAGUUUUCUCUUUACACGACGACAGAAUUGCGCAUAUGUUUCUUUCUCCAGUCUUCUUUCCAAGGCAUCUUUUUUAAGCUGGAUAUUAGCCAAAUGAAAGACGAUUUCAAUGGGGAUAAGGUCGGGUGAACGAGCUGGAAUCUUAAGAAGUCUGCACCCUGUGUUGUUGACAUUAUAAAAACCGUCGCUGAGGUUUUUAAUCCAUACACAGGGUUUCUUAAAAUGGUUUUAUUCUUAAUGUGGAGAGAAUUUAAAUCUUAAUUUAUAAUUAGGAACACAAUGGGAACAUUCUUUCGAUUGAUUGAAUGAAACUGUUGGAAGUGACAUGGAGGGGAACUUGUUUUAGCACAUUUACGCCAGAAAAUGUCAUUCAAGGUAUCUAAGUAAUAGUUAAUUGAAAUAUUUUUAAUUCUUUGAAGCAAAAUAUCACCAAGCAAUAGAUUUGCAAAAACUGGAUGUGAGACAUUAUUCGUCUCAAGUUUUAUGACAUACAACUCAACACAAGGGAAGUUAUAGGAGUAGAUGAUUUUUGCCCUAUCCCCUCCACCACCACUAUACUCGCCCCCUACACCCGGAAUGGUGAUUUCUGUGUAUUUUUUAUCAGUGCCCUUUUUGUUUUGUUUAAAGGGGUGCAUAGUAAAAAUAACAUUAUGCUAGGACCCUUUAUUUAAAAAUGUUUCAUUCUGUAAAAACUAAACUGUUCGCCUGCAGGAUAAUCACCAAAAUAAGUUAGCAAAUUUUGGACGUUUUUUGUAUAAAAAAUCCUUGUGCCAUGUUGCUGCUUUCCAUGACUGUCGAUCAUUGCGACAUUUCCAUCUUCGAAAACGACUAAGCAAACAGCCAUGUUUCGAACAAUGACGACAUGAGGUAAAGAAUUGUUGCUUUCGGAAAAUAAGCUUCCAAGAUAAGCCUCAAAUUUAUCAAAACCAACUCCUUGUGUGAAGAUUGCGUAUUCCUUCAUAUCAAUUUCCAUAUUGACAUCCUCGGGGAAAGUAGAAAUUGCCUCGAGAAUAUGAGGGAGCCCACGCAUGAAUGAACUAUUGUACAGGUAAUUUCCGAUUUCCAUGCACCCACAAAUAAAAGGCAGGAAUAUUUCAACGUAGGGUUGUUCUGAAAAAUAUUGGCAUGGCAGAUCCAUUUAUUAUAAUAUAGAUAUGUACCCAACCGUUGUUUGACCCUUGUUCCUUUUCGGACCGGCAAGGUUUCCCCAGAGUCAGCAAAACUUUAAAUGCUAGGUAUCUUCUUUUCUAAACCAAAACCAAUUUAUUAAAAUACAUUGAAAAUGAAAACAUGCUCUAGUUAUUUAACGUUGAAUGAACAUUUAAAAUUGAUGCUUAGUACCUCCCCCUUAAAGCAGCUUUCUCACAAUGGCAUCUCGAAACUCAAUGACUUCUUUUUUGUUGAACUCAACUGGGAUUUGCUGAUUGCGCAUAAUCCACUCAGCCAACUAGAUACAGCGAAAUUUUAACUUUUUUUAUUUUCGGAACUUACAUAACAUCCUUUAAAAUUAUCACAGUAACUUUAUUUACCUUUGCGCAAAAUAUCCCACAAGAUACACUGUCUUGUUAUUUCGCGUGGGGAAUCAUUUGUAGAGGCCAUAGUUUUUGUGAAAAAGAUGAUGUAACUUUUUGUAAACAAGAAAUAAAAAUUCUCUCAAUAAUAGUUAGCACCAAAAAAAUUAUCUUUUUUAUUUAAAGUAAAGUAUUCCUAAUAAUUUUUUUUAAAGUACCUUUAAGUACAUAUUUUCUUAUCAGAUAGGUGCUAAGAUAAUAAACGAAACCAUGAGUUGGAAAUUAGGAAAUAUAUUUAAACUAAUUGAAAUAAUUGAUGGACUAUCAUACCGCCUAUUACACUUACUUCCAUUUAUUUAGCACGCCAUUCAACGCAUCAACUUCUUCACCCAUAGGAUUAAGAUAGCAAAUCAUAACUCAUUUUCUCUUUGGGGAAAACCACUAUUUGUGUCCAAUGAUAAUUAUUAAUGUUACACGAUAUCAACAUAUCGAGCACCAUCAUUUCUUCCUGAAAGAAUUAGCGUGAAAAAAUUUAAAAGUUAUUUAAGGCACCUUGCUAAUAUGAUCGUUAGUAUAUUACACAAUAAAUUUAUACAUAUGAUAUCUCGCGUGGCCUCUGGUAGAUACGUUUCAUCUGUGAUCAAUUCUGUGGGCGAACUAACUUUAAUGUUUUUCUGAAACUAAUUUUAAAUCUCUGCAUUAUUAUCCAAUUAAAUAAAGCAAAUAGGCUUAAAAUAUUUCCUAACAUCAUUCACACUUGUUGCCACUAUCUUUAAAUAUUCGAAUACAACAUCGUCACCAACGCUAUCCUACAAUGCUUCUUUCAGUUGGUAGGUUCGCAUUUUUUGUUUUACAGGUGCCCAGCAUGGAUAGUAUAAUAUUAUUCCCAGGUUGCGCUUUCAACUUUGCGAAAACUAUAUGCCAAUUAAAAAUUGAAGUACAUUUUUACAAGAUAAGAACUAAUCUAUAGACUUACUGUCAUUUGUACUAGCAUUGACUUAACGCUAAUUUCGUUUGCUAAUUCUCGUUAAAUCUUGCUAGGUAACCUCUGAACAACCUAGGGUUACCCAAUUGUUACCCAAUGAUUACUCGUUGGUUACUCGUUGCUCCAAAACUUCCAUAGCUUUACAAGGUCUUUCACACGUCCUUUACCUUUAUGACCUUGUCAAAACGUUUCGACAUGGAACCAAUUGUUUUGUCCAUAAUUCUUGAAGGAAAAUUCGAAAGUUUUCUCUUUACACGACGACAGAAUUGCGCAUAUGUUUCUUUCUCCAGUCUUCUUUCCAAGGCAUCUUUUUUAAGCUGGAUAUUAGCCAAAUGAAAGACGAUUUCAAUGGGGAUAAGGUCGGGUGAACGAGCUGGAAUCUUAAGAAGUCUGCACCCUGUGUUGUUGACAUUAUAAAAACCGUCGCUGAGGUUUUUAAUCCAUACACAGGGUUUCUUAAAAUGGUUUUAUUCUUAAUGUGGAGAGAAUUUAAAUCUUAAUUUAUAAUUAGGAACACAAUGGGAACAUUCUUUCGAUUGAUUGAAUGAAACUGUUGGAAGUGACAUGGAGGGGAACUUGUUUUAGCACAUUUACGCCAGAAAAUGUCAUUCAAGGUAUCUAAGUAAUAGUUAAUUGAAAUAUUUUUAAUUCUUUGAAGCAAAAUAUCACCAAGCAAUAGAUUUGCAAAAACUGGAUGUGAGACAUUAUUCGUCUCAAGUUUUAUGACAUACAACUCAACACAAGGGAAGUUAUAGGAGUAGAUGAUUUUUGCCCUAUCCCCUCCACCACCACUAUACUCGCCCCCUACACCCGGAAUGGUGAUUUCUGUGUAUUUUUUAUCAGUGCCCUUUUUGUUUUGUUUAAAGGGGCGCAUAGUAAAAAUAACAUUAUACUAGGACCCUUUAUUUAAAAAUGUUUAAUUCUGUAAAAACUUAACUGUUCGCCUGCAGGAUAAUCACCAAAAUAAGUUAGCAAAUUUUGGACGUUUUUUGUAUAAAAAAUCCUUGUGCCAUGUUGCUGCUUUCCAUGACUGUCGAUCAUUGCGACAUUUCCAUCUUCGAAAACGACUAAGCAAACAGCCAUGUUUCGAACAAUGACGACAUGAGGUAAAGAAUUGUUGCUUUCGGAAAAUAAGCUUCCAAGAUAAGCCUCAAAUUUAUCAAAACCAACUCCUUGUGUGAAGAUUGCGUAUUCCUUCAUAUCAAUUUCCAUAUUGACAUCCUCGGGGAAAGUAGAAAUUGCCUCGAGAAUAUGAGGGAGCCCACGCAUGAAUGAACUAUUGUACAGGUAAUUUCCGAUUUCCAUGCACCCACAAAUAAAAGGCAGGAAUAUUUCAACGUAGGGUUGUUCUGAAAAAUAUUGGCAUGGCAGAUCCAUUUAUUAUAAUAUAGAUAUGUACCCAACCGUUGUUUGACCCUUGUUCCUUUUCGGACCGGCAAGGUUUCCCCAGAGUCAGCAAAACUUUAAAUGCUAGGUAUCUUCUUUUCUAAACCAAAACCAAUUUAUUAAAAUACAUUGAAAAUGAAAACAUGCUCUAGUUAUUUAACGUUGAAUGAACAUUUAAAAUUGAUGCUUAGUACCUCCCCCUUAAAGCAGCUUUCUCACAAUGGCAUCUCGAAACUCAAUGACUUCUUUUUUGUUGAACUCAACUGGGAUUUGCUGAUUGCGCAUAAUCCACUCAGCCAACUAGAUACAGCGAAAUUUUAACUUUUUUUAUUUUCGGAACUUACAUAACAUCCUUUAAAAUUAUCACAGUAACUUUAUUUACCUUUGCGCAAAAUAUCCCACAAGAUACACUGUCUUGUUAUUUCGCGUGGGGAAUCAUUUGUAGAGGCCAUAGUUUUUGUGAAAAAGAUGAUGUAACUUUUUGUAAACAAGAAAUAAAAAUUCUCUCAAUAAUAGUUAGCACCAAAAAAAUUAUCUUUUUUAUUUAAAGUAAAGUAUUCCUAAUAAUUUUUUUUAAAGUACCUUUAAGUACAUAUUUUCUUAUCAGAUAGGUGCUAAGAUAAUAAACGAAACCAUGAGUUGGAAAUUAGGAAAUAUAUUUAAACUAAUUGAAAUAAUUGAUGGACUAUCAUACCGCCUAUUACACUUACUUCCAUUUAUUUAGCACGCCAUUCAACGCAUCAACUUCUUCACCCAUAGGAUUAAGAUAGCAAAUCAUAACUCAUUUUCUCUUUGGGGAAAACCACUAUUUGUGUCCAAUGAUAAUUAUUAAUGUUACACGAUAUCAACAUAUCGAGCACCAUCAUUUCUUCCUGAAAGAAUUAGCGUGAAAAAAUUUAAAAGUUAUUUAAGGCACCUUGCUAAUAUGAUCGUUAGUAUAUUACACAAUAAAUUUAUACAUAUGAUAUCUCGCGUGGCCUCUGGUAGAUACGUUUCAUCUGUGAUCAAUUCUGUGGGCGAACUAACUUUAAUGUUUUUCUGAAACUAAUUUUAAAUCUCUGCAUUAUUAUCCAAUUAAAUAAAGCAAAUAGGCUUAAAAUAUUUCCUAACAUCAUUCACACUUGUUGCCACUAUCUUUAAAUAUUCGAAUACAACAUCGUCACCAACGCUAUCCUACAAUGCUUCUUUCAGUUGGUAGGUUCGCAUUUUUUGUUUUACAGGUGCCCAGCAUGGAUAGUAUAAUAUUAUUCCCAGGUUGCGCUUUCAACUUUGCGAAAACUAUAUGCCAAUUAAAAAUUGAAGUACAUUUUUACAAGAUAAGAACUAAUCUAUAGACUUACUGUCAUUUGUACUAGCAUUGACUUAACGCUAAUUUCGUUUGCUAAUUCUCGUUAAAUCUUGCUAGGUAACCUCUGAACAACCUAGGGUUACCCAAUUGUUACCCAAUGAUUACUCGUUGGUUACUCGUUGCUCCAAAACUUCCAUAGCUUUACAAGGUCUUUCACACGUCCUUUACCUUUAUGACCUUGUCAAAACGUUUCGACAUGGAACCAAUUGUUUUGUCCAUAAUUCUUGAAGGAAAAUUCGAAAGUUUUCUCUUUACACGACGACAGAAUUGCGCAUAUGUUUCUUUCUCCAGUCUUCUUUCCAAGGCAUCUUUUUUAAGCUGGAUAUUAGCCAAAUGAAAGACGAUUUCAAUGGGGAUAAGGUCGGGUGAACGAGCUGGAAUCUUAAGAAGUCUGCACCCUGUGUUGUUGACAUUAUAAAAACCGUCGCUGAGGUUUUUAAUCCAUACACAGGGUUUCUUAAAAUGGUUUUAUUCUUAAUGUGGAGAGAAUUUAAAUCUUAAUUUAUAAUUAGGAACACAAUGGGAACAUUCUUUCGAUUGAUUGAAUGAAACUGUUGGAAGUGACAUGGAGGGGAACUUGUUUUAGCACAUUUACGCCAGAAAAUGUCAUUCAAGGUAUCUAAGUAAUAGUUAAUUGAAAUAUUUUUAAUUCUUUGAAGCAAAAUAUCACCAAGCAAUAGAUUUGCAAAAACUGGAUGUGAGACAUUAUUCGUCUCAAGUUUUAUGACAUACAACUCAACACAAGGGAAGUUAUAGGAGUAGAUGAUUUUUGCCCUAUCCCCUCCACCACCACUAUACUCGCCCCCUACACCCGGAAUGGUGAUUUCUGUGUAUUUUUUAUCAGUGCCCUUUUUGUUUUGUUUAAAGGGGCGCAUAGUAAAAAUAACAUUAUACUAGGACCCUUUAUUUAAAAAUGUUUCAUUCUGUAAAAACUUAACUGUUCGCCUGCAGGAUAAUCACCAAAAUAAGUUAGCAAAUUUUGGACGUUUUUUGUAUAAAAAAUCCUUGUGCCAUGUUGCUGCUUUCCAUGACUGUCGAUCAUUGCGACAUUUCCAUCUUCGAAAACGACUAAGCAAACAGCCAUGUUUCGAACAAUGACGACAUGAGGUAAAGAAUUGUUGCUUUCGGAAAAUAAGCUUCCAAGAGAAGCCUCGAAUUUAUCAAAACCAACUCCUUGUGUGAAGAUUGCGUAUUCCUUCAUAUCAAUUUCCAUAUUGACAUCCUCGGGGAAAGUAGAAAUUGCCUCGAGAAUAUGAGGGAGCCCACGCAUGAAUGAACUAUUGUACAGGUAAUUUCCGAUUUCCAUGCACCCACAAAUAAAAGGCAGGAAUAUUUCAACGUAGGGUUGUUCUGAAAAAUAUUGGCAUGGCAGAUCCAUUUAUUAUAAUAUAGAUAUGUACCCAACCGUUGUUUGACCCUUGUUCCUUUUCGGACCGGCAAGGUUUCCCCAGAGUCAGCAAAACUUUAAAUGCUAGGUAUCUUCUUUUCUAAACCAAAACCAAUUUAUUAAAAUACAUUGAAAAUGAAAACAUGCUCUAGUUAUUUAACGUUGAAUGAACAUUUAAAAUUGAUGCUUAGUACCUCCCCCUUAAAGCAGCUUUCUCACAAUGGCAUCUCGAAACUCAAUGACUUCUUUUUUGUUGAACUCAACUGGGAUUUGCUGAUUGCGCAUAAUCCACUCAGCCAACUAGAUACAGCGAAAUUUUAACUUUUUUUAUUUUCGGAACUUACAUAACAUCCUUUAAAAUUAUCACAGUAACUUUAUUUACCUUUGCGCAAAAUAUCCCACAAGAUACACUGUCUUGUUAUUUCGCGUGGGGAAUCAUUUGUAGAGGCCAUAGUUUUUGUGAAAAAGAUGAUGUAACUUUUUGUAAACAAGAAAUAAAAAUUCUCUCAAUAAUAGUUAGCACCAAAAAAAUUAUCUUUUUUAUUUAAAGUAAAGUAUUCCUAAUAAUUUUUUUUAAAGUACCUUUAAGUACAUAUUUUCUUAUCAGAUAGGUGCUAAGAUAAUAAACGAAACCAUGAGUUGGAAAUUAGGAAAUAUAUUUAAACUAAUUGAAAUAAUUGAUGGACUAUCAUACCGCCUAUUACACUUACUUCCAUUUAUUUAGCACGCCAUUCAACGCAUCAACUUCUUCACCCAUAGGAUUAAGAUAGCAAAUCAUAACUCAUUUUCUCUUUGGGGAAAACCACUAUUUGUGUCCAAUGAUAAUUAUUAAUGUUACACGAUAUCAACAUAUCGAGCACCAUCAUUUCUUCCUGAAAGAAUUAGCGUGAAAAAAUUUAAAAGUUAUUUAAGGCACCUUGCUAAUAUGAUCGUUAGUAUAUUACACAAUAAAUUUAUACAUAUGAUAUCUCGCGUGGCCUCUGGUAGAUACGUUUCAUCUGUGAUCAAUUCUGUGGGCGAACUAACUUUAAUGUUUUUCUGAAACUAAUUUUAAAUCUCUGCAUUAUUAUCCAAUUAAAUAAAGCAAAUAGGCUUAAAAUAUUUCCUAACAUCAUUCACACUUGUUGCCACUAUCUUUAAAUAUUCGAAUACAACAUCGUCACCAACGCUAUCCUACAAUGCUUCUUUCAGUUGGUAGGUUCGCAUUUUUUGUUUUACAGGUGCCCAGCAUGGAUAGUAUAAUAUUAUUCCCAGGUUGCGCUUUCAACUUUGCGAAAACUAUAUGCCAAUUAAAAAUUGAAGUACAUUUUUACAAGAUAAGAACUAAUCUAUAGACUUACUGUCAUUUGUACUAGCAUUGACUUAACGCUAAUUUCGUUUGCUAAUUCUCGUUAAAUCUUGCUAGGUAACCUCUGAACAACCUAGGGUUACCCAAUUGUUACCCAAUGAUUACUCGUUGGUUACUCGUUGCUCCAAAACUUCCAUAGCUUUACAAGGUCUUUCACACGUCCUUUACCUUUAUGACCUUGUCAAAACGUUUCGACAUGGAACCAAUUGUUUUGUCCAUAAUUCUUGAAGGAAAAUUCGAAAGUUUUCUCUUUACACGACGACAGAAUUGCGCAUAUGUUUCUUUCUCCAGUCUUCUUUCCAAGGCAUCUUUUUUAAGCUGGAUAUUAGCCAAAUGAAAGACGAUUUCAAUGGGGAUAAGGUCGGGUGAACGAGCUGGAAUCUUAAGAAGUCUGCACCCUGUGUUGUUGACAUUAUAAAAACCGUCGCUGAGGUUUUUAAUCCAUACACAGGGUUUCUUAAAAUGGUUUUAUUCUUAAUGUGGAGAGAAUUUAAAUCUUAAUUUAUAAUUAGGAACACAAUGGGAACAUUCUUUCGAUUGAUUGAAUGAAACUGUUGGAAGUGACAUGGAGGGGAACUUGUUUUAGCACAUUUACGCCAGAAAAUGUCAUUCAAGGUAUCUAAGUAAUAGUUAAUUGAAAUAUUUUUAAUUCUUUGAAGCAAAAUAUCACCAAGCAAUAGAUUUGCAAAAACUGGAUGUGAGACAUUAUUCGUCUCAAGUUUUAUGACAUACAACUCAACACAAGGGAAGUUAUAGGAGUAGAUGAUUUUUGCCCUAUCCCCUCCACCACCACUAUACUCGCCCCCUACACCCGGAAUGGUGAUUUCUGUGUAUUUUUUAUCAGUGCCCUUUUUGUUUUGUUUAAAGGGGUGCAUAGUAAAAAUAACAUUAUGCUAGGACCCUUUAUUUAAAAAUGUUUCAUUCUGUAAAAACUUAACUGUUCGCCUGCAGGAUAAUCACCAAAAUAAGUUAGCAAAUUUUGGACGUUUUUUGUAUAAAAAAUCCUUGUGCCAUGUUGCUGCUUUCCAUGACUGUCGAUCAUUGCGACAUUUCCAUCUUCGAAAACGACUAAGCAAACAGCCAUGUUUCGAACAAUGACGACAUGAGGUAAAGAAUUGUUGCUUUCGGAAAAUAAGCUUCCAAGAUAAGCCUCAAAUUUAUCAAAACCAACUCCUUGUGUGAAGAUUGCGUAUUCCUUCAUAUCAAUUUCCAUAUUGACAUCCUCGGGGAAAGUAGAAAUUGCCUCGAGAAUAUGAGGAAGCCCACGCAUGAAUGAACUAUUGUACAGGUAAUUUCCGAUUUCCAUGCACCCACAAAUAAAAGGCAGGAAUAUUUCAACGUAGGGUUGUUCUGAAAAAUAUUGGCAUGGCAGAUCCAUUUAUUAUAAUAUAGAUAUGUACCCAACCGUUGUUUGACCCUUGUUCCUUUUCGGACCGGCAAGGUUUCCCCAGAGUCAGCAAAACUUUAAAUGCUAGGUAUCUUCUUUUCUAAACCAAAACCAAUUUAUUAAAAUACAUUGAAAAUGAAAACAUGCUCUAGUUAUUUAACGUUGAAUGAACAUUUAAAAUUGAUGCUUAGUACCUCCCCCUUAAAGCAGCUUUCUCACAAUGGCAUCUCGAAACUCAAUGACUUCUUUUUUGUUGAACUCAACUGGGAUUUGCUGAUUGCGCAUAAUCCACUCAGCCAACUAGAUACAGCGAAAUUUUAACUUUUUUUAUUUUCGGAACUUACAUAACAUCCUUUAAAAUUAUCACAGUAACUUUAUUUACCUUUGCGCAAAAUAUCCCACAAGAUACACUGUCUUGUUAUUUCGCGUGGGGAAUCAUUUGUAGAGGCCAUAGUUUUUGUGAAAAAGAUGAUGUAACUUUUUGUAAACAAGAAAUAAAAAUUCUCUCAAUAAUAGUUAGCACCAAAAAAAUUAUCUUUUUUAUUUAAAGUAAAGUAUUCCUAAUAAUUUUUUUUAAAGUACCUUUAAGUACAUAUUUUCUUAUCAGAUAGGUGCUAAGAUAAUAAACGAAACCAUGAGUUGGAAAUUAGGAAAUAUAUUUAAACUAAUUGAAAUAAUUGAUGGACUAUCAUACCGCCUAUUACACUUACUUCCAUUUAUUUAGCACGCCAUUCAACGCAUCAACUUCUUCACCCAUAGGAUUAAGAUAGCAAAUCAUAACUCAUUUUCUCUUUGGGGAAAACCACUAUUUGUGUCCAAUGAUAAUUAUUAAUGUUACACGAUAUCAACAUAUCGAGCACCAUCAUUUCUUCCUGAAAGAAUUAGCGUGAAAAAAUUUAAAAGUUAUUUAAGGCACCUUGCUAAUAUGAUCGUUAGUAUAUUACACAAUAAAUUUAUACAUAUGAUAUCUCGCGUGGCCUCUGGUAGAUACGUUUCAUCUGUGAUCAAUUCUGUGGGCGAACUAACUUUAAUGUUUUUCUGAAACUAAUUUUAAAUCUCUGCAUUAUUAUCCAAUUAAAUAAAGCAAAUAGGCUUAAAAUAUUUCCUAACAUCAUUCACACUUGUUGCCACUAUCUUUAAAUAUUCGAAUACAACAUCGUCACCAACGCUAUCCUACAAUGCUUCUUUCAGUUGGUAGGUUCGCAUUUUUUGUUUUACAGGUGCCCAGCAUGGAUAGUAUAAUAUUAUUCCCAGGUUGCGCUUUCAACUUUGCGAAAACUAUAUGCCAAUUAAAAAUUGAAGUACAUUUUUACAAGAUAAGAACUAAUCUAUAGACUUACUGUCAUUUGUACUAGCAUUGACUUAACGCUAAUUUCGUUUGCUAAUUCUCGUUAAAUCUUGCUAGGUAACCUCUGAACAACCUAGGGUUACCCAAUUGUUACCCAAUGAUUACUCGUUGGUUACUCGUUGCUCCAAAACUUCCAUAGCUUUACAAGGUCUUUCACACGUCCUUUACCUUUAUGACCUUGUCAAAACGUUUCGACAUGGAACCAAUUGUUUUGUCCAUAAUUCUUGAAGGAAAAUUCGAAAGUUUUCUCUUUACACGACGACAGAAUUGCGCAUAUGUUUCUUUCUCCAGUCUUCUUUCCAAGGCAUCUUUUUUAAGCUGGAUAUUAGCCAAAUGAAAGACGAUUUCAAUGGGGAUAAGGUCGGGUGAACGAGCUGGAAUCUUAAGAAGUCUGCACCCUGUGUUGUUGACAUUAUAAAAACCGUCGCUGAGGUUUUUAAUCCAUACACAGGGUUUCUUAAAAUGGUUUUAUUCUUAAUGUGGAGAGAAUUUAAAUCUUAAUUUAUAAUUAGGAACACAAUGGGAACAUUCUUUCGAUUGAUUGAAUGAAACUGUUGGAAGUGACAUGGAGGGGAACUUGUUUUAGCACAUUUACGCCAGAAAAUGUCAUUCAAGGUAUCUAAGUAAUAGUUAAUUGAAAUAUUUUUAAUUCUUUGAAGCAAAAUAUCACCAAGCAAUAGAUUUGCAAAAACUGGAUGUGAGACAUUAUUCGUCUCAAGUUUUAUGACAUACAACUCAACACAAGGGAAGUUAUAGGAGUAGAUGAUUUUUGCCCUAUCCCCUCCACCACCACUAUACUCGCCCCCUACACCCGGAAUGGUGAUUUCUGUGUAUUUUUUAUCAGUGCCCUUUUUGUUUUGUUUAAAGGGGUGCAUAGUAAAAAUAACAUUAUGCUAGGACCCUUUAUUUAAAAAUGUUUCAUUCUGUAAAAACUUAACUGUUCGCCUGCAGGAUAAUCACCAAAAUAAGUUAGCAAAUUUUGGACGUUUUUUGUAUAAAAAAUCCUUGUGCCAUGUUGCUGCUUUCCAUGACUGUCGAUCAUUGCGACAUUUCCAUCUUCGAAAACGACUAAGCAAACAGCCAUGUUUCGAACAAUGACGACAUGAGGUAAAGAAUUGUUGCUUUCGGAAAAUAAGCUUCCAAGAUAAGCCUCAAAUUUAUCAAAACCAACUCCUUGUGUGAAGAUUGCGUAUUCCUUCAUAUCAAUUUCCAUAUUGACAUCCUCGGGGAAAGUAGAAAUUGCCUCGAGAAUAUGAGGAAGCCCACGCAUGAAUGAACUAUUGUACAGGUAAUUUCCGAUUUCCAUGCACCCACAAAUAAAAGGCAGGAAUAUUUCAACGUAGGGUUGUUCUGAAAAAUAUUGGCAUGGCAGAUCCAUUUAUUAUAAUAUAGAUAUGUACCCAACCGUUGUUUGACCCUUGUUCCUUUUCGGACCGGCAAGGUUUCCCCAGAGUCAGCAAAACUUUAAAUGCUAGGUAUCUUCUUUUCUAAACCAAAACCAAUUUAUUAAAAUACAUUGAAAAUGAAAACAUGCUCUAGUUAUUUAACGUUGAAUGAACAUUUAAAAUUGAUGCUUAGUACCUCCCCCUUAAAGCAGCUUUCUCACAAUGGCAUCUCGAAACUCAAUGACUUCUUUUUUGUUGAACUCAACUGGGAUUUGCUGAUUGCGCAUAAUCCACUCAGCCAACUAGAUACAGCGAAAUUUUAACUUUUUUUAUUUUCGGAACUUACAUAACAUCCUUUAAAAUUAUCACAGUAACUUUAUUUACCUUUGCGCAAAAUAUCCCACAAGAUACACUGUCUUGUUAUUUCGCGUGGGGAAUCAUUUGUAGAGGCCAUAGUUUUUGUGAAAAAGAUGAUGUAACUUUUUGUAAACAAGAAAUAAAAAUUCUCUCAAUAAUAGUUAGCACCAAAAAAAUUAUCUUUUUUAUUUAAAGUAAAGUAUUCCUAAUAAUUUUUUUUAAAGUACCUUUAAGUACAUAUUUUCUUAUCAGAUAGGUGCUAAGAUAAUAAACGAAACCACGAGUUGGAAAUUAGGAAAUAUAUUUAAACUAAUUGAAAUAAUUGAUGGACUAUCAUACCGCCUAUUACACUUACUUCCAUUUAUUUAGCACGCCAUUCAACGCAUCAACUUCUUCACCCAUAGGAUUAAGAUAGCAAAUCAUAACUCAUUUUCUCUUUGGGGAAAACCACUAUUUGUGUCCAAUGAUAAUUAUUAAUGUUACACGAUAUCAACAUAUCGAGCACCAUCAUUUCUUCCUGAAAGAAUUAGCGUGAAAAAAUUUAAAAGUUAUUUAAGGCACCUUGCUAAUAUGAUCGUUAGUAUAUUACACAAUAAAUUUAUACAUAUGAUAUCUCGCGUGGCCUCUGGUAGAUACGUUUCAUCUGUGAUCAAUUCUGUGGGCGAACUAACUUUAAUGUUUUUCUGAAACUAAUUUUAAAUCUCUGCAUUAUUAUCCAAUUAAAUAAAGCAAAUAGGCUUAAAAUAUUUCCUAACAUCAUUCACACUUGUUGCCACUAUCUUUAAAUAUUCGAAUACAACAUCGUCACCAACGCUAUCCUACAAUGCUUCUUUCAGUUGGUAGGUUCGCAUUUUUUGUUUUACAGGUGCCCAGCAUGGAUAGUAUAAUAUUAUUCCCAGGUUGCGCUUUCAACUUUGCGAAAACUAUAUGCCAAUUAAAAAUUGAAGUACAUUUUUACAAGAUAAGAACUAAUCUAUAGACUUACUGUCAUUUGUACUAGCAUUGACUUAACGCUAAUUUCGUUUGCUAAUUCUCGUUAAAUCUUGCUAGGUAACCUCUGAACAACCUAGGGUUACCCAAUUGUUACCCAAUGAUUACUCGUUGGUUACUCGUUGCUCCAAAACUUCCAUAGCUUUACAAGGUCUUUCACACGUCCUUUACCUUUAUGACCUUGUCAAAACGUUUCGACAUGGAACCAAUUGUUUUGUCCAUAAUUCUUGAAGGAAAAUUCGAAAGUUUUCUCUUUACACGACGACAGAAUUGCGCAUAUGUUUCUUUCUCCAGUCUUCUUUCCAAGGCAUCUUUUUUAAGCUGGAUAUUAGCCAAAUGAAAGACGAUUUCAAUGGGGAUAAGGUCGGGUGAACGAGCUGGAAUCUUAAGAAGUCUGCACCCUGUGUUGUUGACAUUAUAAAAACCGUCGCUGAGGUUUUUAAUCCAUACACAGGGUUUCUUAAAAUGGUUUUAUUCUUAAUGUGGAGAGAAUUUAAAUCUUAAUUUAUAAUUAGGAACACAAUGGGAACAUUCUUUCGAUUGAUUGAAUGAAACUGUUGGAAGUGACAUGGAGGGGAACUUGUUUUAGCACAUUUACGCCAGAAAAUGUCAUUCAAGGUAUCUAAGUAAUAGUUAAUUGAAAUAUUUUUAAUUCUUUGAAGCAAAAUAUCACCAAGCAAUAGAUUUGCAAAAACUGGAUGUGAGACAUUAUUCGUCUCAAGUUUUAUGACAUACAACUCAACACAAGGGAAGUUAUAGGAGUAGAUGAUUUUUGCCCUAUCCCCUCCACCACCACUAUACUCGCCCCCUACACCCGGAAUGGUGAUUUCUGUGUAUUUUUUAUCAGUGCCCUUUUUGUUUUGUUUAAAGGGGCGCAUAGUAAAAAUAACAUUAUACUAGGACCCUUUAUUUAAAAAUGUUUCAUUCUGUAAAAACUUAACUGUUCGCCUGCAGGAUAAUCACCAAAAUAAGUUAGCAAAUUUUGGACGUUUUUUGUAUAAAAAAUCCUUGUGCCAUGUUGCUGCUUUCCAUGACUGUCGAUCAUUGCGACAUUUCCAUCUUCGAAAACGACUAAGCAAACAGCCAUGUUUCGAACAAUGACGACAUGAGGUAAAGAAUUGUUGCUUUCGGAAAAUAAGCUUCCAAGAGAAGCCUCGAAUUUAUCAAAACCAACUCCUUGUGUGAAGAUUGCGUAUUCCUUCAUAUCAAUUUCCAUAUUGACAUCCUCGGGGAAAGUAGAAAUUGCCUCGAGAAUAUGAGGGAGCCCACGCAUGAAUGAACUAUUGUACAGGUAAUUUCCGAUUUCCAUGCACCCACAAAUAAAAGGCAGGAAUAUUUCAACGUAGGGUUGUUCUGAAAAAUAUUGGCAUGGCAGAUCCAUUUAUUAUAAUAUAGAUAUGUACCCAACCGUUGUUUGACCCUUGUUCCUUUUUGGACCGGCAAGGUUUCCCCAGAGUCAGCAAAACUUUAAAUGCUAGGUAUCUUCUUUUCUAAACCAAAACCAAUUUAUUAAAAUACAUUGAAAAUGAAAACAUGCUCUAGUUAUUUAACGUUGAAUGAACAUUUAAAAUUGAUGCUUAGUACCUCCCCCUUAAAGCAGCUUUCUCACAAUGGCAUCUCGAAACUCAAUGACUUCUUUUUUGUUGAACUCAACUGGGAUUUGCUGAUUGCGCAUAAUCCACUCAGCCAACUAGAUACAGCGAAAUUUUAACUUUUUUUAUUUUCGGAACUUACAUAACAUCCUUUAAAAUUAUCACAGUAACUUUAUUUACCUUUGCGCAAAAUAUCCCACAAGAUACACUGUCUUGUUAUUUCGCGUGGGGAAUCAUUUGUAGAGGCCAUAGUUUUUGUGAAAAAGAUGAUGUAACUUUUUGUAAACAAGAAAUAAAAAUUCUCUCAAUAAUAGUUAGCACCAAAAAAAUUAUCUUUUUUAUUUAAAGUAAAGUAUUCCUAAUAAUUUUUUUUAAAGUACCUUUAAGUACAUAUUUUCUUAUCAGAUAGGUGCUAAGAUAAUAAACGAAACCAUGAGUUGGAAAUUAGGAAAUAUAUUUAAACUAAUUGAAAUAAUUGAUGGACUAUCAUACCGCCUAUUACACUUACUUCCAUUUAUUUAGCACGCCAUUCAACGCAUCAACUUCUUCACCCAUAGGAUUAAGAUAGCAAAUCAUAACUCAUUUUCUCUUUGGGGAAAACCACUAUUUGUGUCCAAUGAUAAUUAUUAAUGUUACACGAUAUCAACAUAUCGAGCACCAUCAUUUCUUCCUGAAAGAAUUAGCGUGAAAAAAUUUAAAAGUUAUUUAAGGCACCUUGCUAAUAUGAUCGUUAGUAUAUUACACAAUAAAUUUAUACAUAUGAUAUCUCGCGUGGCCUCUGGUAGAUACGUUUCAUCUGUGAUCAAUUCUGUGGGCGAACUAACUUUAAUGUUUUUCUGAAACUAAUUUUAAAUCUCUGCAUUAUUAUCCAAUUAAAUAAAGCAAAUAGGCUUAAAAUAUUUCCUAACAUCAUUCACACUUGUUGCCACUAUCUUUAAAUAUUCGAAUACAACAUCGUCACCAACGCUAUCCUACAAUGCUUCUUUCAGUUGGUAGGUUCGCAUUUUUUGUUUUACAGGUGCCCAGCAUGGAUAGUAUAAUAUUAUUCCCAGGUUGCGCUUUCAACUUUGCGAAAACUAUAUGCCAAUUAAAAAUUGAAGUACAUUUUUACAAGAUAAGAACUAAUCUAUAGACUUACUGUCAUUUGUACUAGCAUUGACUUAACGCUAAUUUCGUUUGCUAAUUCUCGUUAAAUCUUGCUAGGUAACCUCUGAACAACCUAGGGUUACCUAAUUGUUACCCAAUGAUUACUCGUUGGUUACUCGUUGCUCCAAAACUUCCAUAGCUUUACAAGGUCUUUCACACGUCCUUUACCUUUAUGACCUUGUCAAAACGUUUCGACAUGGAACCAAUUGUUUUGUCCAUAAUUCUUGAAGGAAAAUUCGAAAGUUUUCUCUUUACACGACGACAGAAUUGCGCAUAUGUUUCUUUCUCCAGUCUUCUUUCCAAGGCAUCUUUUUUAAGCUGGAUAUUAGCCAAAUGAAAGACGAUUUCAAUGGGGAUAAGGUCGGGUGAACGAGCUGGAAUCUUAAGAAGUCUGCACCCUGUGUUGUUGACAUUAUAAAAACCGUCGCUGAGGUUUUUAAUCCAUACACAGGGUUUCUUAAAAUGGUUUUAUUCUUAAUGUGGAGAGAAUUUAAAUCUUAAUUUAUAAUUAGGAACACAAUGGGAACAUUCUUUCGAUUGAUUGAAUGAAACUGUUGGAAGUGACAUGGAGGGGAACUUGUUUUAGCACAUUUACGCCAGAAAAUGUCAUUCAAGGUAUCUAAGUAAUAGUUAAUUGAAAUAUUUUUAAUUCUUUGAAGCAAAAUAUCACCAAGCAAUAGAUUUGCAAAAACUGGAUGUGAGACAUUAUUCGUCUCAAGUUUUAUGACAUACAACUCAACACAAGGGAAGUUAUAGGAGUAGAUGAUUUUUGCCCUAUCCCCUCCACCACCACUAUACUCGCCCCCUACACCCGGAAUGGUGAUUUCUGUGUAUUUUUUAUCAGUGCCCUUUUUGUUUUGUUUAAAGGGGCGCAUAGUAAAAAUAACAUUAUACUAGGACCCUUUAUUUAAAAAUGUUUCAUUCUGUAAAAACUUAACUGUUCGCCUGCAGGAUAAUCACCAAAAUAAGUUAGCAAAUUUUGGACGUUUUUUGUAUAAAAAAUCCUUGUGCCAUGUUGCUGCUUUCCAUGACUGUCGAUCAUUGCGACAUUUCCAUCUUCGAAAACGACUAAGCAAACAGCCAUGUUUCGAACAAUGACGACAUGAGGUAAAGAAUUGUUGCUUUCGGAAAAUAAGCUUCCAAGAGAAGCCUCGAAUUUAUCAAAACCAACUCCUUGUGUGAAGAUUGCGUAUUCCUUCAUAUCAAUUUCCAUAUUGACAUCCUCGGGGAAAGUAGAAAUUGCCUCGAGAAUAUGAGGGAGCCCACGCAUGAAUGAACUAUUGUACAGGUAAUUUCCGAUUUCCAUGCACCCACAAAUAAAAGGCAGGAAUAUUUCAACGUAGGGUUGUUCUGAAAAAUAUUGGCAUGGCAGAUCCAUUUAUUAUAAUAUAGAUAUGUACCCAACCGUUGUUUGACCCUUGUUCCUUUUUGGACCGGCAAGGUUUCCCCACAGUCAGCAAAACUUUAAAUGCUAGGUAUCUUCUUUUCUAAACCAAAACCAAUUUAUUAAAAUACAUUGAAAAUGAAAACAUGCUCUAGUUAUUUAACGUUGAAUGAACAUUUGAAAUUGAUGCUUAGUACCUCCCCCUUAAAGCAGUUUUCUCACAAUGGCAUCUCGAAACUCAAUGACUUCUUUUUUGUUGAACUCAACUGGGAUUUGCUGAUUGCGCAUAAUCCACUCAGCCAACUAGAUACAGCGAAAUUUUAACUUUUUUUAUUUUCGGAACUUACAUAACAUCCUUUAAAAUUAUCACAGUAACUUUAUUUACCUUUGCGCAAAAUAUCCCACAAGAUACACUGUCUUGUUAUUUCGCGUGGGGAAUCAUUUGUAGAGGCCAUAGUUUUUGUGAAAAAGAUGAUGUAACUUUUUGUAAACAAGAAAUAAAAAUUCUCUCAAUAAUAGUUAGCACCAAAAAAAUUAUCUUUUUUAUUUAAAGUAAAGUAUUCCUAAUAAUUUUUUUUAAAGUACCUUUAAGUACAUAUUUUCUUAUCAGAUAGGUGCUAAGAUAAUAAACGAAACCAUGAGUUGGAAAUUAGGAAAUAUAUUUAAACUAAUUGAAAUAAUUGAUGGACUAUCAUACCGCCUAUUACACUUACUUCCAUUUAUUUAGCACGCCAUUCAACGCAUCAACUUCUUCACCCAUAGGAUUAAGAUAGCAAAUCAUAACUCAUUUUCUCUUUGGGGAAAACCACUAUUUGUGUCCAAUGAUAAUUAUUAAUGUUACACGAUAUCAACAUAUCGAGCACCAUCAUUUCUUCCUGAAAGAAUUAGCGUGAAAAAAUUUAAAAGUUAUUUAAGGCACCUUGCUAAUAUGAUCGUUAGUAUAUUAGACAAUAAAUUUAUACAUAUGAUAUCUCGCGUGGCCUCUGGUAGAUACGUUUCAUCUGUGAUCAAUUCUGUGGGCGAAGUUUUUCUGAAACUAAUUUUAAAUCUCUGCAUUAUUAUCCAAUUAAAUAAAGCAAAUAGGCUUAAAAUAUUUCCUUACAUCAUUCACACUUGUUGCCACUAUCUUUAAAUAUUCGAAUACAACAUCGUCACCAACGCUAUCCUACAAUGCUUCUUUCAGUUGGUAGGUUCGCAUUUUUUGUUUUACAGGUGCCCAGCAUGGAUAGUAUAAUAUUAUUCCCAGGUUGCGCUUUCAACUUUGCGAAAACUAUAUGCCAAUUAAAAAUUGAAGUACAUUUUUACAAGAUAAGAACUAAUCUAUAGACUUACUGUCAUUUGUACUAGCAUUGACUUAACGCUAAUUUCGUUUGCUAAUUCUUGUUAAAUCUUGCUAGGUAACCUCUGAACAACCUAGGGUUACCCAGUUGUUACCCAAUGAUUACUCGUUGGUUACUCGUUGCUCCAAAACUUCCAUAGCUUUACAAGGUCUUUCACACGUCCUUUACCUUUAUGACCUUGUCAAAACGUUUCGACAUGGAACCAAUUGUUUUGUCCAUAAUUCUUGAAGGAAAAUUCGAAAGUUUUCUCUUUACACGACGAAAGAAUUGCACAUAUGUUUCUUUCUCCAGUGUUCUUUCCAUGGAAUCUUUUUUAAGCUGGAUAUUAGCCAAGUGAAAGACGUUUUCAAUGGGGAUAAGGUCGGGUGAACGAGCUGGAAUCUUAAAAAGUCCGCACCCUGUGUUGUUGACAUUAUAAAACCGUCGCUGAUGUUUUUAAUCUAACACAGGUUUUCUUAGAUUUUACGGAUGUUUUCCACUCACAAAUUGACUUUUUUUUUAGCGUUUUGAAUGUUUUCGCUAAUAAGUAUUUGUGUCCUCUCAUAGCGUUCAUACACCGGCACAGUAAAUAAUUCAUGCAGAGUUUAAUCGGUGAGAAUGUCACGUCACAAACUCAGACUUACGAUAUCUGUCUGCAAUAUAAAUGUUGUUCACAUUAUAUAAGAACUGUCGUUGAUGUUUUUAAUCCAUACACAGGGUUUCUUAAAAUGGUUUUAUUCUUAAUGUGGAGAGAAUUUAAAUCUUAAUUUACUAGCCAUAGUUACCACUAAUGCGCCCCGAAUUACUAAUAACGAUUUCAAACAUUCAAAUUUAGAACGGGAUUUAAAAUUAAAAUGGAAAAUGGUUGACGUUUGAAAUCUAUAAAAACUGCAGUGUUAGAACUUAUUAUUUUCGUUAUUUUCACAUUUGGCUAAGGCUCUAUCUAUAAAGUUAGAUCUUGAUUAAAUAUAUGUACACUUUAAACGCCUCUAGCCUUCUUGUUGUGUAAUUUCACGUAAUCAUUGCUUUUGAUUUUUGGUUAAAAUUCGUUCAAAAGACUUACGCAUACAUUUAUGACUUAUCCAAACUCCAAAAAUUCUUGUGCUGUAAUAACAAAUUGUGUCUGAAAGCUAUUCUGCUGAAACAUUUUCCGCCAAAUAUGACGAAUAUGAUAGAAAUGCAGUACGGAAUUGCAUAGAGGCUUGUGAAUAAGCUUAUUGCCCAGGGGAAAAUUUUUAAAUAAGAAGCCCUGCGACUUGAAGAUUUCCGUCAUUAGCCUAAAAGAUUCUGAAAUUUGAAGUAGACUUUAAAACGGAGAACAAUGGGGUAUAUAAACACAUCAUAAGUAUCCUAAUUCUCAAUUAUUAUUGCGUAAAAUACAACUUGAUAAAUAAAAAAUAAUUUUUUUUUUACAUAUAUAUAGUAUAUAUUCUAAAACAAUAGUUAAAACUUUAACUGGAUUUUUUUAUAACUGAUCUCGAAAAUUCCAGGAUGCAGGAUUGCUAUGUAUGAACUUCACGAUUCGAAUAUAUAUAAUAACUUCUGAACAAUUUCAAUUUCAAUGAAUUAUUACUCUGUUAAGUUACCAAUAAAAUCCUUAAAAAUUUCUCUCGUUGAAGAUUUUUCGAAACUGCUGAUGGUGCAUGGUUUCAUAACAAAUGAUCUGAAAAAGAAAGUAUAUUUAAAAUUGAGAAAGAAGAAUACAAUUUUACCAGAACUGAAUUAAUACUAGGUUGUUUAAUUAUUGUCUACUUAUCUGAUUUAAAGUUAGAAUUUAUUAAAAAGAUACAAAUCAAUGCCAUGUGAUACACAAAAGGUAUACUAUAUAAAUAAAAAUAUAUAUAUAAAUUUAGUCAAGCUGGCUUUGAUAUAAUUGUUAAACAAGUAUAAUAUUAAGCAGGCGAUACAAGAUUUUCAAACCUGUGGACAAUACAGGACUUAUUUUGUUGAAAUCGAUUUAUUGAAUUUUACAAAUUUGAUUGUUUAUUAUCGAGGAAAUUGAUUGGUCAUUGUUUUCGAAUUGAAUUGAACAAGUUGAUACAAAAAAGGGUAGACACUCAAUUAAUAAAUUUGUCAGAUUUGAUAAAUCAACAACAUCAUUUAUAAUUUCAAGAAAAAACAUAAAAAAGGGAAGAAAACAAAGAAACCUGUAACAUACUGUGGGUAGCGUCUAGUUGUACUGCAAGGGCUAACUAUGUUAUGUUAUUGGUUAAUUUAUCAGUUCAACUUGACUGUUCCGUGCAAUGAACAACAAUAUUUUUUCAUGAUUCAACAAAUAUCUUUUUAUAUAUAUUCUUGCGGUCUGAUUCGUGUCAACCAAUCACGGGCAGCCAUUAUGAAAUGGGGUACAAAUGCCGUAAUUAAUGUUUUUGUGGUGAAAUCUUCAUAAAUACAAUACUGGAUUUUUCAAGGAAUUCUUUUUUUUUUAGUCAAAUCUUUAAUAUGUUUUAGAUACUGCUUAAUUUUUGCCAUUUUGCGACAUUUUAACGACGUUUUACUUGUAAAUUCUGUUUAAGUAAGGUUGCUACUUUGAAGGUUUGACCGUGAAAAGUCCACUUUGUUCUCCAUCGGAUAGCAACGAAGGAGAACAUCCUGACCGCAAGAAUACAUGAUAGCAGCCUCACAAAGGUUCCUUUAGAAGUUAUUUUACUCACCCAAAACGCCUAUACUUUUUACGGUGUAUGUGGCUUAUCAGCACCCUCGUUGAUAAAAUUACACAGGGCAGGAUAAAAGUUUUUUGUUGCUUCUGAAAAAAGGGACUCUAAUGAAAGCACUAUUUUGUGCAGUUCUAGCUUAAUAGCUGUAGUACAAGUGAGAGUAGUUUUACGACUAUUAACUUAUAAAAUGCAAGAAUUUAAAAAUAAGUAUUUAGCUCCCUAGCUACAUCAUUAAAGCUAUUACGACAAGCCAGACCAUCGGGAAGGGAAGACCAACAAAAUGCAAGCAGUUUUAGUCAUGGCCAUACACGGAAUGUUCUGUUCUUGAUUGACUUUAAAUUGUGAUGCAUUUAUAAAUUGCGGCCUUUGGAUCAACGCCAUAAACCGUUCUGAGUUUAAUUUCAUAUAAAAUAUAAGUAAUCCUUCUACUUACUGUUAACAAGUUUCGAAACAACUUGAACAAAGAAAAACAAACCUUUUCUUGAAGAUAAAUUCACGUGGGCUGCAGUGACAUUUAAGCAUAUUAAACGAGACAAUAUUACAAAGCUUUAAAUUAACAUAACAAAAGAAUCUCGAUUAAUAUUUUUUAUGGCACUCAAAUCUUCAGAGACAACAAAGAAACCGAGACAAGAUAAGUUUUGCUCGAUCAGUGUUAUUUUUGUCUUGAUGGUACCAAACACACAGGUUGUGUUAUAUCAAACCUAGGUUGGAUGUUCGAGCCGAAGUUCCCCCGCGAAGUUGAGAGUAAGAAAAAAACUUCUCCCAUACAUAAAACAAACACUAUAUACCCGCGGUCCACUAAAUGUGCGCCCCUUCGGCGGGGCGCAAUAAUUAGGAACACAAUGGGAACUUCUUUCAAUUGAUUGAAUGAAACUGUUGAAAGUGACAUGGAGGGGAACUUGUUUUAGCACAUCUACGCCAGAAAAUGUCAUUCAAGGUAUCUAAGUAAUAGUUAAUUGAAAUAUUUUUAAUUGUUUCAAGCAAAAUAUCGCCAAGCAAUAAAUUUGCAAAAACUGGAUGUGAGACAUUAUUCGUCCCAAGUUUUAUGACAUACAACUCAACACAAGGGAAGUUAUAGGAGUAGAUGAUUUUUGCCCUAUCCCCUCCACCACCACUAUACUCGCCCCCUACACCCGGAAUGGUGAUUUCUGUGUAUUUUUUAUCAGUGCCCUUUUUGUUUUGUUUAAAGGGGCGCAUAGUAAAAAUAACAUUAUACUAGGACCCUUUAUUUAAAAAUGUUUCAUUCUGUAAAAACUUAACUGUUCGCCUGCAGGAUAAUCACCAAAAUAAGUUAGCAAAUUUCGGACGUUUUUUGUAUAAAAAUCUUCGCGCCAUGUUGCUGCUUUCCAUGACUGUCGAUCAUUGCGACAUUUCCAUCUUCGAAAACGACGAAGCAAACAGCCAUGUUUCGAACCAUGACGACAUAAGGUAAAGAAUUGUUGCUUUCGGAAAAUAAGCUUCGAAUUUAUCAAAACCAACUCCUUGUGUGAAGAUUGCGUAUUCCUUCAUAUCAAUUUCCAUAUUGACAUCCUCGGAGAAAGUAGAAAUUGCCUCGAGAAUAUGAGGGAGCCCACGCAUGGAUGAACUACUGUACAGGUAAUUUCCAAUUUCCAUGCACCCACAAAUAAAAGGCCGGAAUAUUUCAACGAAGGGUUGUUCUGACAAAUAUUGCCAUGGCAGAUCCAUAUAUUAUAAUAUAGGUAUGUACCCAACGAUCCGUUGUUUGACCCUUGUUCCUUUUCGGACCAGCAAGGUUUCCCCAAAGUUAGCAAAACUUUAAAUGCUAGGUAUCUUCUUUUUCUAAACCAAAACCAUUUUAUUAAAAUUCAUUGAAAAUGGAAACAUGCUCUAGUUAUAUAACGUUGACUGAACAUUUAAAAUUGAUGCUUAGUACCUCCCCCUUGAAGCAGAUUUCACACAAUGGCAUCUCGAAACUCAAUGACUUCAAUCCACUCAGCCAACUAGAUACAGCAAAAUUUUAACUUUUUUUAUUUCUGGAACUUACAUAACAUCCUGUAAAAUUAUCACAGUAACUUUAUUUACCUUAGCGCAAAAUAUCCCACAAGAUACACUGUCUUGUUGUUUCGCGUGAGGAAUCGUUUGUAGAAGCCAUGGUUUUUGUGAAGAAGAUGAUGUAACUUUUUGUAAACAAGAAAUAAAAAUUCUCUCAAUAAUAGUUAGCACACCAAAAAAAAUUAUCUUUUUCAUUUAAAGUAAAGUAUUCUUAAUAUUAUUUUUUUUGACAUGACCUUUAAGUACAUUUUUCCUUACCAGAUAGGCCCUAAGAUAAGAAACGAAACCAUGAGUUGCAAAUUAGGAAUUAUAUUGAAACUAAUUAUAAUUAUUGAUGGACUAUCAUACCGCCUGUUAAACUUAAUUCCGUUUAUUUAGCACGCCAUUCAACGCAUCAACUUCUUCACCUAUAGGAUUAAGAUAGCAAAUCAUAACUCAUUUUCUCUUUGGGGAAAACCGCUUUUAGUGUUCAAUGAUAAUUAUUAAUGUUACACGAUAUCAACACAUCGAGCGCCAUCAGUUCUUCCUGAAAAAAUUAGCGUGAAAAAAUUUAAAAGUUAUUUAAGGCACUUUGCUAAUAUGAUCGUUAGUAUAUUAGACAAUAAAUUUAUACAUAUGAUAUCUCGUGUGGCCUCUUGUAGAUACGUUUUAUCUGCGAUCAACUCUUCGGGGCGAAUGUUUUUCUGAAACUAAUUUUAAAUCUCUGCAUUAAUAUCCAAUUAAAUAAAGCAAAUAGGCUUAAAAUAUUUCCUUACAUCAUUCACACUUGUUGCCACUAUCUUUAAAUAUUCGAAUACAACAUCGUCAUUAACGCUAUCCUUCAAUGCUUCUUUCAGUUGGUAGGUUCGCAUUUUUGUUUUACAGGUGCCCAGCAUGGAUAGUAUAAUAUUAUUCCCAGGUUGCGCUUUCAACUUUGCGCAAAAUAUAUGCCAAUUAAAAAUUAAAGUACAUUUUUGCAAGAUAAGAAAUAAUCUAUAGACUUACUGUCAUUUGUACUAGCAUUGACUUAACGCUAAUUUCGUUUGCUAAUUACUCGUUAAAUCUUGCUAGGUAACCUCUGACCAACGUACGGUUACCCAAUUGUUACCCAAUCAUUACUCGUUGGUUACUCGUUGCUCCAAAACUUCUACAGCUUUACAAGGUCUUUCACACGUCCUUUACCUUUAUGACCUUGUCAACACGUUUCGACAUGGAACCAGUUGUUUUGUUGAUAACUCUCGAAGGAUAAUUCAAAAGUUUUCUCUUUACACAACGACAGAAUUGCACAUAUGUUUCUUUCUCCAGUCUUCUUUCCAAGGCAUCUUUUUUAAGCUGGAUAUUAGCCAAAUGAAAGACGAUUUCAAUGGGGAUAAGGUCGGGUGAACGAGCUGGAAUCUUAAGAAGUCUGCACCCUGUGUUGUUGACAUUAUAAAAACCGUCGCUGAGGUUUUUAAUCCAUACACAGGAUUUCUUAAAAUGGUUUUAUUCUUAAUGUGGAGAGAAUUUAAAUCUUAAUUUAUAAUUAGGAACACAAUGGGAACAUUCUUUCGAUUGAUUGAAUGAAACUGUUGGAAGUGACAUGGAGGGGAACUUGUUUUAGCACAUUUACGCCAGAAAAUGUCAUUCAAGGUAUCUAAGUAAUAGUUAAUUGAAAUAUUUUUAAUUCUUUGAAGCAAAAUAUCACCAAGCAAUAGAUUUGCAAAAACUGGAUGUGAGACAUUAUUCGUCUCAAGUUUUAUGACAUACAACUCAACACAAGGGAAGUUAUAGGAGUAGAUGAUUUUUGCCCUAUCCCCUCCACCACCACUAUACUCGCCCCCUACACCCGGAAUGGUGAUUUCUGUGUAUUUUUUAUCAGUGCCCUUUUUGUUUUGUUUAAGGGGGCGCAUAGUAAAAACAACAUUAUACUAGGACCUUUUAUUUAAAAAUGUUUCAUUCUGUAAAAGUCUAACUGUUUGCCUGCAGGAUAAUCACCAAAAUAAGUUAGCAAAUUUCUUACGUUUUUUGUAUAAAAAGUCCUUGCGCCUGUUGCUGCUUUCCAUGACUGUCGAUCAUUGCGACAUUUCCAUCUUCGAAAACGACGAAGCAAACAGCCAUGUUUCGAACCAUGACGACAUAAGGUAAAGAAUUGUUGCUUUCGGAAAAUAAGCUUCCAAAAGGGGCUUCGAAUUUAUCAAAACCAACUUCUUGUGUGAAGAUUACGUAUUCCUUCAUAUCAAUUUCCAUAUUGACAUCCUCGGGGAAAGUAGAAAUUGCCUCGAGAAUAUGAGGGAGCCCACGCAUGAAUGAACUAUUGUACAGGUAAUUUCCGAUUUCCAUGCACCCACAAAUAAAAGGCAGGAAUAUUUCAACGUAGGGUUGUUCUGAAAAAUAUUGGCAUGGCAGAUCCAUUUAUUAUAAUAUAGAUAUGUACCCAACCGUUGUUUGACCCUUGUUCCUUUUUGGACCGGCAAGGUUUCCCCAGAGUCAGCAAAACUUUAAAUGCUAGGUAUCUUCUUUUCUAAACCAAAACCAAUUUAUUAAAAUACAUUGAAAAUGAAAACAUGCUCUAGUUAUUUAACGUUGAAUGAACAUUUAAAAUUGAUGCUUAGUACCUCCCCCUUAAAGCAGCUUUCUCACAAUGGCAUCUCGAAACUCAAUGACUUCUUUUUUGUUGAACUCAACUGAGAUUUGCUGAUUGCGCAUAAUCCACUCAGCCAACUAGAUACAGCGAAAUUUUAGCUUUUUUUAUUUUCGGAACUUACAUAACAUCCUUUAAAAUUAUCACAGUAACUUUAUUUACCUUUGCGCAAAAUAUCCCACAAGAUACACUGUCUUGUUAUUUCGCGUAGGGAAUCAUUUGUAGAGGCCAUAGUUUUUGUGAAAAAGAUGAUGUAACUUUUUGUAAACAAGAAAUAAAAAUUCUCUCAAUAAUAGUUAGCACCAAAAAAAUUAUCUUUUUUAUUUAAAGUAAAGUAUUCCUAAUAAUUUUUUUUAAAGUACCUUUAAGUACAUAUUUUCUUAUCAGAUAGGUGCUAAGAUAAUAAACGAAACCAUGAGUUGGAAAUUAGGAAAUAUAUUUAAACUAAUUGAAAUAAUUGAUGGACUAUCAUACCGCCUAUUACACUUACUUCCAUUUAUUUAGCACGCCAUUCAACGCAUCAACUUCUUCACCCAUAGGAUUAAGAUAGCAAAUCAUAACUCAUUUUCUCUUUGGGGAAAACCACUGUUUGUGUCCAAUGAUAAUUAUUAAUGUUACACGAUAUCAACAUAUCGAGCACCAUCAUUUCUUCCUGAAAGAAUUAGCGUGAAAAAAUUUAAAAGUUAUUUAAGGCACCUUGCUAAUAUGAUCGUUAGUAUAUUAGACAAUAAAUUUAUACAUAUGAUAUCUCGCGUGGCCUCUGGUAGAUACGUUUCAUCUGUGAUCAAUUCUGUGGGCGAAGUUUUUCUGAAACUAAUUUUAAAUCUCUGCAUUAUUAUCCAAUUAAAUAAAGCAAAUAGGCUUAAAAUAUUUCCUUACAUCAUUCACACUUGUUGCCACUAUCUUUAAAUAUUCGAAUACAACAUCGUCACCAACGCUAUCCUACAAUGCUUCUUUCAGUUGGUAGGUUCGCAUUUUUUGUUUUACAGGUGCCCAGCAUGGAUAGUAUAAUAUUAUUCCCAGGUUGCGCUUUCAACUUUGCGAAAACUAUAUGCCAAUUAAAAAUUGAAGUACAUUUUUACAAGAUAAGAACUAAUCUAUAGACUUACUGUCAUUUGUACUAGCAUUGACUUAACGCUAAUUUCGUUUGCUAAUUCUUGUUAAAUCUUGCUAGGUAACCUCUGAACAACCUAGGGUUACCCAGUUGUUACCCAAUGAUUACUCGUUGGUUACUCGUUGCUCCAAAACUUCCAUAGCUUUACAAGGUCUUUCACACGUCCUUUACCUUUAUGACCUUGUCAAAACGUUUCGACAUGGAACCAAUUGUUUUGUCCAUAAUUCUUGAAGGAAAAUUCGAAAGUUUUCUCUUUACACGACGAAAGAAUUGCACAUAUGUUUCUUUCUCCAGUGUUCUUUCCAUGGAAUCUUUUUUAAGCUGGAUAUUAGCCAAGUGAAAGACGUUUUCAAUGGGGAUAAGGUCGGGUGAACGAGCUGGAAUCUUAAAAAGUCCGCACCCUGUGUUGUUGACAUUAUAAAACCGUCGCUGAUGUUUUUAAUCUAACACAGGUUUUCUUAGAUUUUACGGAUGUUUUCCACUCACAAAUUGACUUUUUUUUUAGCGUUUUGAAUGUUUUCGCUAAUAAGUAUUUGUGUCCUCUCAUAGCGUUCAUACACCGGCACAGUAAAUAAUUCAUGCAGAGUUUAAUCGGUGAGAAUGUCACGUCACAAACUCAGACUUACGAUAUCUGUCUGCAAUAUAAAUGUUGUUCACAUUAUAUAAGAACUGUCGUUGAUGUUUUUAAUCCAUACACAGGGUUUCUUAAAAUGGUUUUAUUCUUAAUGUGGAGAGAAUUUAAAUCUUAAUUUACUAGCCAUAGUUACCACUAAUGCGCCCCGAAUUACUAAUAACGAUUUCAAACAUUCAAAUUUAGAACGGGAUUUAAAAUUAAAAUGGAAAAUGGUGGACGUUUGAAAUCUAUAAAAACUGCAGUGUUAGAACUUAUUAUUUUCGUUAUUUUCACAUUUGGCUAAGGCUCUAUCUAUAAAGUUAGAUCUUGAUUAAAUAUAUGUACACUUUAAACGCCUCUAGCCUUCUUGUUGUGUAAUUUCACGUAAUCAUUGCUUUUGAUUUUUGGUUAAAAUUCGUUCAAAAGACUUACGCAUACAUUUAUGACUUAUCCAAACUCCAAAAAUUCUUGUGCUGUAAUAACAAAUUGUGUCUGAAAGCUAUUCUGCUGAAACAUUUUCCGCCAAAUAUGACGAAUAUGAUAGAAAUGCAGUACGGAAUUGCAUAGAGGCUUGUGAAUAAGCUUAUUGCCCAGGGGAAAAUUUUUAAAUAAGAAGCCCUGCGACUUGAAGAUUUCCGUCAUUAGCCUAAAAGAUUCUGUGGGGUAUAUAAACACAUCAUAAGUAUCCUAAUUCUCAAUUAUUAUUGCGUAAAAUACAACUUUUUUUUUACAUAUAUGUAGUAUAUAUUCUAAAACAAUAGUUAAAACUUUAACUGGAUUUUUUUAUAACUGAUCUCGAAAAUUCCAGGAUGCAGGAUUGCUAUGUAUGAACUUCACGAUUCGAAUAUAUAUAAUAACUUCUGAACAAUUUCAAUUUCAAUGAAUUAUUACUCUGUUAAGUUACCAAUAAAAUCCUUAAAAAUUUCUCUUGUUGAAGAUUUUUCGAAACUGCUGAUGGUGCAUGGUUUCAUAACAAAUGAUCUGAAAAAGAAAGUAUAUUUAAAAUUGAGAAAGAAGAAUACAAUUUUACCAGAACUGAAUUAAUACUAGGUUGUUUAAUUAUUGUCUACUUAUCUGAUUUAAAGUUAGAAUUUAUUAAAAAGAUACAAAUCAAUGCCAUGUGAUACACAAAAGGUAUACUAUAUAAAUAAAAAUAUAUAUAUAAAUUUAGUCAAGCUGGCUUUGAUAUAAUUGUUAAACAAGUAUAAUAUUAAGCAGGCGAUACAAGAUUUUCAAACCUGUGGACAAUACAGGACUUAUUUUGUUGAAAUCGAUUUAUUGAAUUUUACAAAUUUGAUUGUUUAUUAUCGAGGAAAUUGAUUGGUCAUUGUUUUCGAAUUGAAUUGAACAAGUUGAUACAAAAAAGGGUAGACACUCAAUUAAUAAAUUUGUCAGAUUUGAUAAAUCAACAACAUCAUUUAUAAUUUCAAGAAAAAACAUAAAAAAGGGAAGAAAACAAAGAAACCUGUAACAUACUGUGGGUAGCGUCUAGUUGUACUGCAAGGGCUAACUAUGUUAUGUUAUUGGUUAAUUUAUCAGUUCAACUUGAAUGUUCCGUGCAAUGAACAACAAUAUUUUUUCAUGAUUCAACAAAUAUCUUUUUAUAUAUAUUCUUGCGGUCUGAUUCGUGUCAACCAAUCACGGGCAGCCAUUAUGAAAUGGGGUACAAAUGCCGUAAUUAAUGUUUUUGUGGUGAAAUCUUCAUAAAUACAAUACUGGAUUUUUCAAGGAAUUCUUUUUUUUUUAGUCAAAUCUUUAAUAUGUUUUAGAUACUGCUUAAUUUUUGCCAUUUUGCGACAUUUUAACGACGUUUUACUUGUAAAUUCUGUUUAAGUAAGGUUGCUACUUUGAAGGUUUGACCGUGAAAAGUCCACUUUGUUCUCCAUCGGAUAGCAACGAAGGAGAACAUCCUGACCGCAAGAAUACAUGAUAGCAGCCUCACAAAGGUUCCUUUAGAAGUUAUUUUACUCACCCAAAACGCCUAUACUUUUUACGGUGUAUGUGGCUUAUCAGCACCCUCGUUGAUAAAAUUACACAGGGCAGGAUAAAAGUUUUUUGUUGCUUCUGAAAAAAGGGACUCUAAUGAAAGCACUAUUUUGUGCAGUUCUAGCUUAAUAGCUGUAGUACAAGUGAGAGUAGUUUUACGACUAUUAACUUAUAAAAUGCAAGAAUUUAAAAAUAAGUAUUUAGCUCCCUAGCUACAUCAUUAAAGCUAUUACGACAAGCCAGACCAUCGGGAAGGGAAGACCAACAAAAUGCAAGCAGUUUUAGUCAUGGCCAUACACGGAAUGUUCUGUUCUUGAUUGACUUUAAAUUGUGAUGCAUUUAUAAAUUGCGGCCUUUGGAUCAACGCCAUAAACCGUUCUGAGUUUAAUUUCAUAUAAAAUAUAAGUAAUCCUUCUACUUACUGUUAACAAGUUUCGAAACAACUUGAACAAAGAAAAACAAACCUUUUCUUGAAGAUAAAUUCACGUGGGCUGCAGUGACAUUUAAGCAUAUUAAACGAGACAAUAUUACAAAGCUUUAAAUUAACAUAACAAAAGAAUCUCGAUUAAUAUUUUUUAUGGCACUCAAAUCUUCAGAGACAACAAAGAAACCGAGACAAGAUAAGUUUUGCUCGAUCAGUGUUAUUUUUGUCUUGAUGGUACCAAACACACAGGUUGUGUUAUAUCAAACCUAGGUUGGAUGUUCGAGCCGAAGUUCCCCCGCGAAGUUGAGAGUAAGAAAAAAACUUCUCCCAUACAUAAAACAAACACUAUAUACCCGCGGUCCACUAAAUGUGCGCCCCUUCGGCGGGGCGCAAUAAUUAGGAACACAAUGGGAACUUCUUUCAAUUGAUUGAAUGAAACUGUUGAAAGUGACAUGGAGGGGAACUUGUUUUAGCACAUCUACGCCAGAAAAUGUCAUUCAAGGUAUCUAAGUAAUAGUUAAUUGAAAUAUUUUUAAUUCUUUGAAGCAAAAUAUCGCCAAGCAAUAAAUUUGCAAAAACUGGAUGUGAGACAUUAUUCGUCCCAAGUUUUAUGACAUACAACUCAACACAAGGGAAGUUAUAGGAGUAGAUGAUUUUUGCCCUAUCCCUUCCACCACCACUAUACUCGCCCCCUACACCCGGAAUGGUGAUUUCUGUGUAUUUUUUAUCAGUGCCCUUUUUGUUUUGUUUAAAGUGGCGCAUAGUAAAAACAACAUUAUACUAGGACCUUUUAUUUAAAAAUGUUUCAUUCUGUAAAAAUCUAACUGUUCGCCUGCAGGAUAAUCACCAAAAUAAGUUAGCAAAUUUCGGACGUUUUUUGUAUAAAAAAUCCUUGCGCCUGUUGCUGCUUUCCAUGACUGUCGAUCAUUGCGACAUUUCCAUCUUCGAAAACGACAAAGCAAACAGCCAUGUUUUGAACCAUGACGACAUAAGGUAAAGAAUUGUUGCUUUCGGAAAAUAAGCUUCCAAAAGGGGCUUCGAAUUUAUCAAAACCAACUUCUUGUGUGAAGAUUGCGUAUUCCUUCAUAUCAAUUUCCAUAUUGACAUCCUCGGGGAAAGUAGAAAUUACCUCGAGAAUAUGAGGGAGCCCACGCAUGGAUGAACUACUGUACAGGUAAUUUCCGAUUUCCAUGCACCCACAAAUAAAAGGCAGGAAUAUUUCAACGAAGGGUUGUUCUGAAAAAUAUUGCCAUGGCAGAUCCAUUUAUUAUACAACACAUUCUCUCUGCAAAUUGUACAUAUAUGGUAGAAGUGACCAUAUAGUAAAUUCUACUGAAUUGGUAUAAAUACCAAAUCCCGUUUCUACUAGUACAGUAGAUGUUGAAUUCUACUGUAUUUGUACAAUUACUGUGUGUGAGGGAAAAAAUGGUAGCAGUCACAGUGUAGUGAAUGUGAAUAAAUCAGUUGCCAAUGGAUAAAAUCAAAAGCUAGCUAGCUUUGUUUUUGACAGUUAAUUUAGCUAAGUAUUGGAAA
Messenger RNA from Hydractinia symbiolongicarpus, 60651 nucleotides. Its product is annotated as acyl-CoA dehydrogenase family member 11-like. The record is from RefSeq and is a predicted model, not a curated record. NCBI's taxonomy places the organism in Eukaryota, Metazoa, Cnidaria, Hydrozoa, Anthoathecata, Hydractiniidae. Gene Ontology annotation, molecular function: oxidoreductase activity, acting on the CH-CH group of donors. The transcript is spliced from 16 exons. Bases 1 to 1692 code for a protein of 563 amino acids.